Xyrichtys novacula (pearly razorfish) is the source of this 46831-nucleotide messenger RNA. The record is from the annotation of a GenBank genome assembly. Lineage: Eukaryota; Metazoa; Chordata; Actinopteri; Labriformes; Labridae.
AUGACGCUGCUGGUGCGCUUCAGCGUCUCUCUGCUGCUCCUCUGUGCUCUCCUCAAGGUAAGAAGGCUUUCUUUCAUUUAUAUUUGGCUCUAAUCAAAGAGGCACUAUUGCUUCACUCAUGGGGAAAAAGACAAGAGGGCGCAUUGUUGAGAUGCUGAAGGUCAGUCCUUACCUCGCACACGGGUGUAACUGCACCUGUUGCGCAGGUGGUUGUUUUGGAGUGACUCGCUCCCCUCGGGUGCAGCUCAGCUGAUACAAAGAUACAAUUGUUAAGAAAAGGGGCCAAAAAUAGGGACAAGUUUUAUUCAGUUGUUUUGUGUUAGAUUACUGUGAAAUAAAUGGUUAACAUGUGAGAGUUUGAUCCUAGUUUUGAUUGUCUUAUUUGUGAGAGAUUCACUGGUAUUUUAUCGAUAGAUGUGAGAGUGCAUGAGGUCCAAGGAUGUCAAUUCCUAUGAAUCUUGUUGGAUGAAACAUUUCAGUAGGCUGCUUAAAUUGGUCGAUUGUUUGUCCAGGAUUGCACAGGUCAGAUUCCAGUGAGCUGACCAGUACUGUGAGAUGUGUUAAAAAUGCAUCACACCAACACUGAUUACAUAACACACGAUGUCCAGCAGCUACAGAUCCACCUGUCCUUGUCUCACUGGUCUUUCUGGAGAUAAAGAGAGAGGGUGAGAGAGGUUGAGAAUGGCAUGUGGGGAUGUGUGUGGCCAACACAAAGGGGUCAGGAAUGGAAUGAGGUGCAGCUCAGUGUCCCUGUCACUCCUGCAGAUCUCUACACUAAGGACUUACACUAAUAUACCACAUUAUUGAGGAAAAGCCAAAGGAGGGCAUGCCACCAGUCUCUGACUGAAGACUGUAUGAAGUGGAGAUGUUGCAUUAUUAAAUGCACACAUCAGUCUAACUCUAGAGGGUUCUCCAGACUUUAUGGACUGGGGUGGCCUGGUGAGGUCCCUUACUUAUGCAGAGGUGGCAUGACUUAAAUGUGAACGCACACAUACACAUAUACAGGUUAUCUUUUAAAAAAAACCUUUUCACUUUCACUAAUUUAACUAACUUUGGUUACUAAAACUGAACAGAUAAUAUGUAAAUCUUUGCCUAACUUUUCGACUUUAAAAAGUAUUCCGGUGACAAAAUAUUUGUGUAAUUCUGUGAGAAAAGAAAGAUGUUUCUCCAAAGUCAUAAUAUCAGAGCUUCUCAGAGGGACUUUGUUCUUGAUUUUGACGUCACCUGUGUAAGAGGAUAUACCUUAUAUUUCUUGAAGAAUCUUGUCCUGUAAUUGCACAAGUGUGAAUGUUUUCUGACGGGAAGUCUUUUCAUACUUUGUUGUGACAGUUAAGUAUAUCACUAACCGUACAUAUUUGAAAGAAAUCUAAAAGCUUUUCUUCAGCAUGCUGUCAAUUGUCUGGACGCCUCCAAACCUGUCUAUGGAGAGGGCGGCUAAUGCUAACCUCUUUGCUCAUAGGCUGCUGCGGAACUACCUGACUGCAAACCUCACUGUAUAACACAGUCCUGCGAUGUUGAACAGAGCUUAUGUCUUUCUCGAUGGUUCUUGAGCACUAACAGCUAAUUAAACUGUCUGCUAAUAAAGCUAACGGCUAACAGAGCUGACAAAGUCAGUAGAGUCUAUAGCUAAGACACGGUUUAUAGCACUUAGCAGAGGAAAACACAGCAAGAUUCAACAAUUCAUCUCUUAUGCUUGUAAACUUACUGUACCUUUCAUGUUUCUGCAAAGUAUAGCUAACAGUAACAGGCACAUUUACUAAAAGUAUUUGUUUUUUGUCAGACUCGUAUUUUUAACAACUCUGGCAUAUCAAUACAUGAAACAAUAUGUUUAAAAAACAUCUAGGAGAGACAUUUUUGUGAAUCAAAUGAUAGAAUUUCAGCCAGCUGUUAUAUAAAGAUACCAACUUAAUUUUCAGGGAUACUAUUCAUAAUUUUACAAACCAGGUGUCAGUAAAACUCCACAAAUAAAAAGGAGAAAUGAUUUAUCACGAUCCAGGGUAGACUUUUUACCUUUAAAGCAGUAACUUACUUUAAUUUGGUUGAUAUAGAAGAUUUGAAAAGGACUUCAUUUGCCUCAAACAUGGAAACAAUGUUUGAUCUAAGGAUGUUCACAGUCACUUCGACACAGUUUGAUUUGUCUUUAACAUAACAAAAAAGUUAGUCUGGAGCCCUGAAUGAAAACUUCUAAACGACCUUUUGCAAUAUAGACUUGUAUCUGUAUCGGUCACUAUGUAGAUAUCCCUUUUUACACCCCACCCCACCUCUCAGUAUUCACCCUUUUUUUUAACACUUAAAGUGAGAAGGCAGCUUAUGUGGACCUUUAUGCCUACAUUACGAAAAAUGUGUGACUUCGACAGAAAAAGCAACACUUCUUGUAAUUUCUGCCAAAGUUUCAGCAACGCCCGUAAUAACUUCCAUACUGCUUCAAACUAACCAGAAUUUAACCACAGAGUGCUGACAAAACUUGAGGUUUCAAGAAUUGAUAAUGAACAGAGGUAACUAAUUAUUUCUGCCCAUCAUGCAGAGAAGCUCUAAUUUUAUAAAAACACUCAGAGAAACUGGGGCGGCAGUAGCUCAGGAGGUAGAGUGGUCAUCCAAUAACUGGAAGGUUGGCGGUUCGAUUCCCCCCUAUCCCUAGUCUGUCUGUUGUGUCUUUGGGCAAGACACUUAACCCACCUUGCUCCCAGUGUGUGUCCUCCACUGGUGAAUGAAUGUGAGUGUUGUGUGGUAGUGGUCGUUGGCGCAAACUGGCAGCCAUGUUUCCGUCAGUCUGUCCCAGGGCAGCUGUGACUACUAAGAUAGUUUACCACCACGAGAAUGUGACUGUGUGAGCGCAUGAAUGAUGUAUCCAUUGUAAAGCGCUUUGAGGGUCUCCAGUAUAGCACUAUAAAAUCUGAUGCAUUAUUAUUACUAAACUUGAAACAGAAUUGAUCAAAUCAAAUACAUUAACCCAUAAAUGUAAAGUCCAAGCUGAUACUAAAAUAUCAGCUUGGACUUCUAUCCUAAUAGAUAAGAUAGAAAUAACUUUAUUUAUUAAAUUUCCCUUUGAGAAAAAUAAGGUUCUUCUUAUCUUAUCUUUUCUUAUCUUAGUUACACUAAAUAAGAAUUACAUUUAUAUUUUGAUCAUUUCUGUAAUGUGGCACUUAUAAUCAGUCAUCAAACAACAUAUUGCGGUUGGCAUAUUUGGGGCUUUAGAUUGAAUUAAGUUGAAUUGUAAAUGCUAAAACUGAUGAUGGAUGGAGUUUUCAAGAUUUUAUAAAUGACCACAAUGCUGUGCUUUGUUGCCUAAAGGGAUUUUCCAGUGUAAAUUUAAGUUAGGGUCAAGCACAUGAUAACACUGAGUUAGACACCCCCUUGAGAGACGAAUGUUGCCGACUGUUUGCUUCUCUAGUUAUACCAACUUUAGUAACGACCGCAGAUCGCAAUACAGCGAGCCGUGCACUUAACCAAAAAGCCACUCUAUAGCCACAAAUACUGCUCAGAACAGCAUCUAACUUCAUCAACAGUACAUAUAGGGUCCCAGCCACAGCAUUAGCCAUCAAACAUCUUUCUUGCAUUGCCUGAUUUCUUUAGCAACAAGAUACUAAACACAACUCACCCCACUCUCUUCCAGCAGCCGCUUGUUUGUACAGAGACCUCCGGGUAAGUCCAUCGACUGCAGCGGGGUAACGCAGCUCAAGGAAGAACAUUUAUGAUCAUUAAUUGACAAGGAGCUGUUGUGCUCUAAACUGCACGAAUCGGCAAAACAAACAAUCUGCAAACAUUACAACCCUGCUCCUGGUAUUAGAAACAUCUUAAACAACGUCACAACCUGGUAAAUUGAGUGAAAUUCACAUUUCAGCAAUUGUUUUUCUGAUUUUGAUGCAAUGAAAGACAAAGCGAUUUUUCAAUGAAAUGAAAUUUUAUUGCAAUUGUGUCAGGGAGAACUUGCAAACAAUCAUCUUCAUUGAUAUCAGUUCACUCCGAAGCAGGCUUUUGCCCCCUGGUUGCGCAUGCACCUAGUAUUGUUUGUACACUAUGGCUAUAGUGUGGCUUUUUGGUUGAGCGCGUGGCUCUCUGUAUUGCUAUCGGCGGUCGUUACUAAAGUUCGUAUUACAAGAGUAGGUAUGUUUGACCGUAACCUAAUUUUAUGCCAGAAUAACCCUUUAACUGCAUUUUCAAACUACCUGAUCUUUUUCUGUCAGUAUGGUUCAUUGUGUUCAUUAUACAGUGAAAUUCCUGGAAACUUUAGUCCUUAGUGAACAAUAUUUUGAUAAACCAAUCAUGAUGAAGCUUAAAAAAACCUCAGACAGCUGAUUAUGUGGUUAUUUAUUAAUUCAGAAACAGAUGUUUUGUCACCAAAGUGCGUGAAAGCUUCACUGAUUGAUAAGGAAGUGAAGGUACAGUGGCCCGUAAACUCAGUCAACUUCUAUGAAGAGUACACACGUUACACAGAAAUGAACACACGGUUCACAUGCAAAUGUCAACUUUCCCCCAACACUGCCGCUUCUGUAAUGCAAAGGUGGAUGUACAGACUCUGGGUGACUAUGGCAGAUAAACUAUGAAUAUUUGAAGCUAUAGGCAUGGUACUGUUAUAAUUGGAUUUAUUAAAGCAUAUUUUGAAAGACUGUAACUGAUAAAGCUGUCACAGCUCCUCUAAGGAACUUAAAAUUUGUGUUGAUUAUGGUCUCUCCUGUGGACUAAGCAGUGCCACUCUUUGCUUUUUUCUUUUCUGUACCUGUGCAUGUUUUGUUUUUCUAGCAAAAGUCUCAUCCUACUUUCUUUUGACAGUCAAAUACAUCACUCACUGCAAAUUUGUGAUGUGUAGAAUUGAUAUCGAGGCUGUCUCUGCAUUAUGCAGUUAAUAACUACUCUGCAACAGUGUUUGAGUCAUUAAAGUCAUCAACAGAAGUAUCAUCUUUUUUGUACUCUAUGCUGAUGGUUCUGUGUCUUUUGUAGGUGAUGAACAAGUGUUGCCAUACAUGUCAACCUGUUCAUCCUUGUCCAAACCACUCCCCCUUUACUGAAAGGAGGUGUUAUAGAGUGAAUCACAACUAAUGAUACUCAAGAAGCUUACGAGCAACAGCAAGUUUGAUCUUCAUUUGGCCCUCGGCAGCAAGUAAUGAGUUGGAUUGAGUUUCAUGGGGUCUGGUUAAAAAGUGUGAAUUUGAAACCUGUUCUGAGACAGAGCAAAAGGGAAGUUAGGGUUGAAAAAAGAGAAAUAGCAUGCUUCCCUGAGAGGACUUCUUUUUUUAAAUUUUCCAUGCAACAUGAAAACAUCUAUUCUUUUAUCGACCAACCCCAAGUCUGUGCAUGAAUACCUGCUGAGGUGAAUGGCAGGCUGCAACUUCUUACUUAGCUUUUGUUUAAGUUUCAGUUCCCCUUUAUAUUGUUCCAGAUCAAUAAGCUUCUCCUCAUUAUGAUGACUGUCAAAAGUCUUUUUCUCAAAAGCCAACCAUGCUGACCACAUUCACUCUGAUGAUGAUGAUGCUGUGAAAGGCUCGCUGCACACUUUGUCUUUUAAUAUUUAACAGUUUAUGUAUGUCCUUGUGUCUCCUUUCCUUGUUAGAUCAUAUAACCUUGUCAUAAGGAAAUAUACUUUCUGUGACACAAUUAACUUUUUGAACUUUUAGUAAGCAAGAGUUCCUAGUAACUAUAUGGGCACUAGCAUAAACUCAGGUGUUUCAGUGAGAAGAAACUACAGAAUUGUAAUUAUAUACUUUUUAAAACUUUUUGUAAUGGUUAAAUAUAACCGAGUGGCACCUGCUCUCUGAUAUUUAAUAUUAUUUUACUGUUUAACUUAUGAUUUAACUAACACAAGAAAGUGAAGCUAACAUGGAAGUCCCAAAACAAUGCAGUUCCUCAAGUGUCCUGAUGUCUUGAUGGCUCAUUCACAGUUCGGUUCUGAUGAGAAUGUUUAUUGCAUUUGUGACACCUUCAUAAACCAAACUGAAAAUCCAUCUUAUAUGUGAUCUAGUCUUUGGAAUACAAGUUAAAAUAGUGAAGCAUAUUUGAUUUGCGUGCAGACUCACAGCUUGACCCUCAGUAAUGACUGACCCAGGAAAAGUACACCACUUUGCAUGAGUUUUAUCAUGGUAUUGAACCUUUCCCAGCCACUGUUUCUGUUUCUCUCUCUUUCUGUUUGAGAUCUCCUCUCAACAUAAGCGAGCACAGUGACGUUGCCAUCUCUGGUAAACAUCUUGGAACAAAGAAAUCUAACAUUUGAAGUCACUUACAAGAAUGGGCUUGUGACCAUGGACUCAGUUUGAUGGUCUCUGUCUUUGUGGCUAGCUUCUCGGCUACAUUGCUGCAAAAUGUGAUGAAGACGUCAGAGGAGUGAAUGACGUCAGAUGUGGAUCUGAGUACAAGUGUCCCUCUCCUCACUGCAUCUAAAUCAGAAAGCACAAGCUUCAUUAUGUCCUGCAUCUCAUUAAUGCUCUAAAGAUCAAAAGUCAAAGUUUAAGGCCUUCUUUUGUUAUAAGCUGCCCUCUCCACCCACUCUCAGCCUUCCUUCAGCUGUAUUGAGACAGUCCAGUACCAAGUGAUGGUCUUCAAACAUGCUGCCUCAGACAAGAGCUGGGUCUGGAAGCUCAGCAUUUACUGCAUGCGUUACAAAGAGUCACAGUUCCCCAGUGCAUGUAAAUGAGAACCAGGCUCCUCUCUCGGCCUCAAAGGCCUUAUUGUCAGCAGAUAGAUAUCGCUUUACCAGUGGCCAGUCAUGACCAGACAAUGCUAUGGAGAUGAAAAUUAAUAUUUUCCUCUUUUUUUUUACGUUGUUUCCAUUAGUCAGUCACACUGUACAACCUAAGCUACCAUCGUUACCAUCUCUGUACACUUUGAAACAGAAGGCUGACACCCUCUCUCUCCACACAUACCAGCUUCACCUCAACCCCUAUGGGCCAAAUACUCCAGAUUGAGCUUGUCACCUAUAACCUGUCAUUCUCAACUCUACAUCAUGUGCAUUUUUGAGUAUAUCUAUUUGAGAAUAUACAAAAGAACACACUGAGACAUGCUUGCACAAAGUUAAAGGAUUUUCUUUUACAAUACUAAUAGCUGCUGACUUAAAGGUGGGCUGGGCAGGAUCCAAAUGAACACCAGUUUUUGGGAGAAAUCUUGAAAGUAAACACUGGACCUUGGUUAGUACUCGGUGCUGCCCAAUAUUGUCAGCGUUUCCCCAAGUUAUAAAUCAUUUAUGAAGUUAACGCUGAAAGAAUGAGUCAGUUUCGGAAACUGCUUGCGUUUUCUUAAUCUGAGGACUGUUUCAGUGGCUUCAACAGCAAUCCAUGCAUUGGCAUUACCUAAAUGGGGUCUUACUGUGUUUUUCUGUAUCUUUAGAGGCACAGUAGAAGGAGAUCUCUUUGUAUUUACGUAGAAAAGCCAAAACUAGUAGAAGUAAUACACGUGAUGACAGGCAACCUGUCACUUAAAGGGAAAGAGAGCAGACAUGCAGGUUGGUUUGACUUGUGUUAUGCCUAAAACACACUUUUGCAUAAUCAAGGGACUGAAUCUAAACCCUCUGCGCCCUGUAUCUAACACUUUUUUGGGCAGCUAAACUACCAAAAACAAGGGUUGACAACACCAAAUUUACUUCUGACCAUGCUUUGUAAAUUGUUUGUCCAGCUACCCAAACAUCAUCCAUCCAUCCAUCCAUCCAUCCAUCCAUCCAUCCAUCCAUCCAUCCAUCCAUUCAUCCAUCUAUUCAUUCAUUCAUUCAAUCCAUCCAGCUGUCAUUUUUUCCACUUAUUCAGGAUUGAGUCAUGAGCUGAGCAGCCAUUAAAGCAAGUUGACCCAAACAUCUGUUCUACUAGGAACAUCUUCAGCUCAUCCAAUGAGGGUCCAGAGGUAUUCCUGUGCCUCAUGGGAGCAAGCUCUGUUCACUCCAGCCUACUUGGGCCUCCUCCCAUUUUGACACACCUGGAACAUCUCAGCUGACUCCUUUCAAUGUAAAAGAAUGUAACACAGUUGGGACCUAUUUAAAGACUGUAUGGUUUUUAAUAGAAGGAUUCAUGUUUCCUUCAGGCUGUAGCUGAUCUCACCAUCCAGGGUCACAAAGGACAUGAACCUUUUGUGGCAAACAUAGUUCUUUACAGUUUGAGUACAGAAGCGAAUGUGACAAAUAUACUCAUGGUGAUUUAAAGGCGGUAAUUACACCCUUGAAUGCAGCCCUUGGGAUCUAAAAAUACAAAACGUAGAAGAUCCUUUAUCUGCUUUUCCUUCCCUGCAGACAAGCACAUAUCACACCCCAUGUUUCACACAUUUUAAACAUCACGCUGAUCACACUUCUGUGUUCAUGUUCCUCCUGUUGCAUGGCCAGCAGUUUUAGGAGGAAGCUCUAAUGGCCAGCCACUGAACUUAGAUGUGUAUCUAUAGACAGCAGCUCAGUUCUCUGCACAGUGCUGGCUCCAGCAGACAACUACGUCACUCAUUUCCAUAGACUUAGAUGAGGCCCGUGAUAGCAGCAGCAGCAGCAGCAGCAGCAGCAGCAGGACUUUGGUGUGGGAGGUGGAUACCUGGAGACAAACAUAUUCAGAGCUAAAGCAGUGCUGCACUGGAAGCAUUUGCAGGCAGCAGUUAUUUUUAGAUAGAACUUUCAACAUUUUUCUAUGAUUCAUGUUACUAUAGUAGUCCACUACACGAAGGACUGAGGAGAGAUGUGCCAUUAUCGAGAGUCUUAAAUGCUCCAGAAGAUACUGUUAAUAUAAUAUUGUGCAUAACAAAGACACCAGAGGAGCAACCAGCAUUUUAAAAAUGUUCAAGUGGUACAAAUAAGAUUAAAUCAAAAUAUGAAGACAACUAAAAAGAAAGGCAUGUUUUUAUCAAAGUAGUUAAGUAAGGACCAACAUACUAGGUAAAAGGAAAAUACUACUAAAUAUAGAGAUUUUUAUCAUUAUAAUUUUCUUGAUGUUAAAAACUCUAGGUGAGGGAAAAUGCAUAAAGGAUGGGUGGUUAUCCAAAUAAGUGGGAGUCUGACACUACUGUCUAAAGGACUUUAUGGCAAACAGCAGCAACAGAUGCACCCAGCAACUCUGCUGCUGUUGCCUCAAUUGCAGGACAGGGUCUUGCUUCAUUUUAUCCUGACAUAGUUGGGGCUGAGUAGCACCCCAGGCUGUUCUUAAAUCUACCCUCACUUUUUUCUGUCUCCCAAGACCUGCCUAAAAUGUAAGCCAAUGUCAUUAUUAACAGAAGCUAACAUUUGUGCCACAAUGUCAACAGACAGAGGUGAAAUGUCCCCACUUUUCUCUGUUGGUAGACUUGAGAUGAUGUGUGUGAUUAGGUGGCCUCUGGUGUUGCUUUUGAUUAUGGGAUCUAAUGAGAGUUAAGGGGUUUUGACCAAUCAAAAUCAAGUUAAUAAAAAAGGCAGGUAGUAACAUCGUUAAGCUUGCUUACAGUGGGGCCCAGGGAUUCAGCUAUACAAAUCAGUUUUGAACUUUAAAGACCCUAGAUCAUCAGUAUGUGGUACACUAGAUCUGUAAAAAUGACAUGUAAACGUGGCCUGGAUUUAAAGAUGGGAUCCAGUUUACCAAGUAUUGUUUUGUGUUUUUCUGCACACUGCACAGUCUUGAAUCUUGCAAACUUGUACAUUGACCUAUACCUUUUCCAGUUAUGUGGGCUCAAGUGGCUGGUCAGGUUAAGUUAGUUGGCUCACAGGGAGAAAACAGGGAGAGAUCAGGGAUCAAGUCAACAUGAAGGAUGGAACAUUUCUUAACACUCAGCCUGUAUUCUUCGGAGAAACAGGAUUGUAUAAAUUUGCUCCAAGAUAACUGUUUUUAACUGUUUCUGUGUAUCUUGAUUAUCCAGACCUAAGGAAAUCAUGACCUGAGUUAGGGUGACCUGAGUUAGGGGUUUGUUGAGGUAAAUUUUGGUGAAUAAAAAAAACAAAAAAACCCCAAGAUCAAAGGUAACAUUCGUCUUUCUUAAGUCUUUAAAUUUGACAAAUGAAAGACAGACUGGAGGUAUUGCUGCUUUAUAGUUUAAAUCAAGGCUUACAAUCGAGCUCUAGUAUUUACUAAAGCACAAUUCAAACAAUGUGAACAUUCUUGAAAAAGUGAGCUGAAAAAGUACGUUGAUGAUGGAAAACAAACCCUGAAUUACAGACUGGCGUGAGAAUAUUACAUAUUGAACUCUUAAAAGAAAGGAACAGUAACAGUUUAUCAAGUAAUGUUGUGGCACCAGCAACUCUGUAAGACAGGCACUGAUUUAUGAGCCCAUUGUGUUUAGUUCUUUUCUUCCUUUAUUUAAUCAUAAUGAGCUGGAAGUUUUAAGUACAGCAUACUGUUAAAGUUAAAUGGCUUUUUAAGUUGUUCAAAUGUGUUAUCAAGUUUUGUGUGAACAAAAACAAUUUGGUAAUGAACUGAAUACAGAGGAUAAGCUGCCAAGAAAUGUAUAUGUGAAAUAUAUUUCCUUGGAGUGUGACUCAGGAGGUAAACUUUUAAAUUCAUGCAUUUAUUGGGAAUUUCAUUAAGAACAACUAGUUUUAAUUUUUUGAACAUUUUGUCGAGUCACACUUUUACUGAAUGAAGCACGUGGAAGAAGAUUAGAUUUAUAUGCAUUUAAUGGCAGUUUGAUUCAUCAAAAUUGUACCUCAGCCAGGCCUAAAAGCAUGUAUGCAAGUUUCAGAAGAAUCACUUUUAAUUGUCUGUUUUGCACUUAUGGUUUGUCAAUGUGCACAUUCUUAAUAUGGUCAUGUUAAUGGGUGGAUGACAGAUCCGACCUUGACAGAUGAAAAAAGGAUGUAAAAAAACGUAGAGAAAAGCUUCUUUGAAAGAAAGAACAGAGCUGUAAAAGUGGGGCGUUUUCAUCUUUAGACGUACUUCCCCUCAGCAUCUUGUUAACGCUUUCUGCGGAUUUUUAACAAGUCAAAGAGAUGAGAUGACUUGACAGGAACAUGUUGACAGAGGGUGUGUCUCCACAUGCUGUAGAGGAGGCAGACACGCUUCUGCCAAUAAUUAGAUUCUUGCAUGGAUCUAUCUGAAACACUGAAUUACUUAAGGGGCAAGUGUUUCAGAUAUGGACCACUGACAAGCUGCUUACAUAUCAGCUAAGCAGUGAGUGCAGGGUGGUUAAUAAGGAAUACGACUUGAUGAACACAGAGACUUAGGAUUAGCAUCAGUAUUUAAAAUCUAUUUUAAUAGCAUCAAAUUAAGGACUAGAAACUUAACGAUGAAUAAACUAAAAGAGAGAAAAUAAUGAAAAGCCAAGUAUGAAGUGAAAAGUGGUUGGCACUGACACAAACUGGUCAAAUCAAGAGAAAGUAAAGAAUAAAAACAAAAAUUGAACAAGGUAAAAACUUUGAGAUUCCACUCCUACAGCGUUGGGUGUUUCACAUCACUUAGGAAGACACACACACACAGACACAAAGAUAGUCACAUAUUGUUUUUUUUAGUCAGAUUACAUGAUUUUGCAGAAACUCCAGUCACAGAGUCAUCCACUUUCUCCACUCAGCAAGUCAACAAGGGCACCAUGACCGAUCCUCUUGUACAACCUGGCGUAAUUCAAGGAACAGAAAUGUUUUUUUUCUUUGUGCUUUUGUCUCAAGUUAUCAGAUUUUGAGGAGCUAAGGUUAAAUGGGCUGAUCCCUAAGCAAACAGCCUUUAAGGUGAUUUCUUGAUUGUUUUGGGUCCGAGUGUUAUUACGGAGGAAGGAAACAGGGUGUUAUCAUGAGGCAGGCUGUGAGGAAUGAAAGGGAAUGAAGAGAGUGGCGGGUGGACUGCCUUCAGGGUUGAUGUAAUGUUUAUAUAGUGGUCAGAACAGCCAUUUCCUUCCCCUCCUCCCCCUGCAGACAGGCUCAGUCAAAGGGCACAGAUUCAGAACACAGGGCAAAGGGGUCAUGGGCUGACUCUGCCAAGUAUGUUUCAACAUGAACAUUUAAGUCCAUAUUUUUUAAACUUCUCCUCUGUUUGGUAUCUGUAAGAAGAGGCAUUUCAUGGAUUGAUGUCCCCAGAAAUGUCUCUAAAUAGUUUUCCAUCUCUUCUCACACUGACGCUGUUGCAAGAUUUGUUGUCAUCUCAAGUUUCCUUGAAAAGUGCCUGCACUGAAAUCAACCAGAUAGUCAAAUUACUCUAAAAUACUAUAGUGAUUUAAAGUUUCUGAAGUCAGAAUGUAGCACAAUUUAUUCAACACAGCUAAGCAAGAGAUCACAGUAUGUGGGAAAACAAUACUGAUGUGCUGUCUGUGACUACCAUUGGCAAACCUAGUAAGUGUUGACCUCCUCCUUCCAGGUCAACACUUACUGCCUGUGUUAGUUUGUUGGUUGUGUGGUGGUGCCAGUUUAACCAGAUGUAGCCUACGAACAAUUCUAGAUUCAAUUUCAAAUUAAGUCAUAACAGCAUUACACUUGCUGUUGAAAUGAAAAUAUCAUUAAAAGAGAAUAGAAACAGGAAUUAAUAAGAAUAAAUACGAAAUUGCAAAGUGCAGAAUAUUAAAAGUAAAAUGAUUCUCAAAAGCACAGAGUGUUGUGUACAGGCUUAAGUGUAGGAAGUGUAUACAAAAUCAAUUUUUAGCGUAGGAUAUCGCAUAGAUUAUUGGACAGUUUAACAAAGAAUUGCACUGUUAAAUGGAAUACCGCACAAUGCAGCUUAAAAACUAUGUAUUAUUAGUAUUGGUAGUAGAGCAGUUUAGCAUCAUGCUAAAACCUAAGCAAUGUGGCUUGGGCAAAGGCAAGCUUAAGUAUCGGUAUAUUAACCUAAACCUACCACUCUGAAGUGGUUGUGGCAGUUUUGGAAACUGUUUUUGACCAACAACGUGUAAGGAAUUCAGGGUGGUGUGAUUUUAAAAAAACCUAAGAAAUGAUUUGAACUUCUCUUCAGACUUUGAGCAAAAGUAAAUCUUUUCCUCUCCUGGCUUUGAUAAACUGAUGAACUGCUUCUGUUUUACUCAAAAACCAGUGACAUUUUGUGAGAACGAACCCAACAUAUCAGGGAGGAUGUUGUGACGGGUGGAGCUGUGGUUUUACAUUACAACAGUUAAGUCCAUUAUUUGAUCUUCAGUAUUUCUAGGACAGUAUUUCCCAUAUGGGACUCUGAGCUUGGGCUAUUUCUGCUCUCUGAGUCACUGCCAAGGCGUAAUGGCUUGAGACGUUGUUUUGUUUAUCUAGUCAGGAGAAAAUAAGUGAUACUUAGGAAGAGCGCCAAGGGAAAUAAAGCAUUUUAAAAUCAUGGCUCAGAGAAGUCACAGGCCCAGAGGUCAGUUAGACAACAUUACUGUUUAAAAAAAUACAGGAUUGUCAUAGCAAUAAGACACAGCCUUUGUGCACUAGUAUGUGACUUGUACCACACUGUUAUAAGGCCAAAGUGAGCAGUUUUAUAUCUGGAGCCACCAACAGCUCUGUCCAAGCUCAGACUUGGUCUACUUGUAAUGUGUUCACCCAGAACUAAACUAUCAUGCCUUCGACUGCACAAAUGAGUUUGAAUCAAGAAUACUUCAUAUAAAUGGCUGCCAAGUCUGUUAUUGAAGUUUUGAGUUUGCUCUUGACCUUGCAAACUGUUAAUGAGGAAAUAGUCUCACUACAGGGUCCUUUGGGGCUUUUCUUAAGCAUUUCAUUUUAUCCAGUGAUAAAAAAGUAGAAUGUGAAUAUGGAGGUCUGGAUUUAUAACAUGAGAAGUGUUCUGGUUUUGGACUGUAUUCCACUUGUAGUCCACAGGCUUUAGUGCAUCCAAGAACAAAAGUCACUGUAGAGAGCAAAAGCAGGCAGAAUUCCCACACCCCAUCAGCUGUAAUCUGACAAGAUUUUAUCGGCAGAUUUUGUCAAACAAGUGCAAUUUAUAAACUGCUCUGGAUCAAAAGUUUUGUAACACUUUAUUUGACGCCUAUCUUUAUAAUGCAUUAUAAAUAUAUGUAUAAUGCAUUACAAUCACAUAAUAGCACUGUAUAACCACAGUUAUAAACACUCAUAAAUGAUCAUAAUGCUUUAUAGCAAAAAUCAUAACACAUCAUAAAGCAUUUUAGCAUGCUUUACAAGGUAAGGUACUAUAAUGUGUUAUGCUUAUUGUUAUAAAGCCUUAUGAUAAUUGAUGAGUGUUUAUAAUGAUAGUUGAAAAAGGUUAUAAGCAAAUUAUAACACAUCAUAAAUAUAUGUAUAAUGCAUUCUCUAUGUGGGUAUUGUCAGUGAGUUGUUAACAGUUAUAACACAUUAUAAAUCCUGACCUUGUAAGUCAUGAUAAAAUGCUUUAUAAUGGGUAAUGAUUAUUGCUUUAAAGCAUUAUGAUCAUUUAUGAGUGUUUAUAACUAUAGUUAUACUGUGCUGUAACAUAAUUAUAAUGCAUUAUGAAUAUAUUUACAAUGCGUUAUCGAAAGGCUUCAAGUUAAGUGUUACCAAAGUUUUUUUGGGACAUAAAUCUGCUUGACACUGUGUUGCAAAAGCCCCACAUUUAUUAUUUUUUCAAUUGUCUCAGAUGUGUCAGAAAUGAUCUAUUCAACCCCUGUUUGAAAGCUGGUAUUUUUUUCCCAAUCUUUAUCAAGAACAUCACAAAAAAAUGGGACCUUCUGCUACUUGAGAUGGAUGAAUGAAUUCACAGUAUCUGUAUGUUGCAGAUGUAAACACAGCUCAGAAAAGAAAGUCUUGACUGUAAGUUAUUUUCAUAACCAACGACUUAAUUGGGAUUAAUGAAAAAGCUGGCAUGAGGUACAUUUACCCCCUCGCUGUCAGACAAGGAGGAAUAACUGACUCUUGUUUCUGACAUUAUUUCACAGUUUAUUGUGGUUAUCAUAAAUGCUUUAUUUCAUUUUUGCUUUGCCGAUUCACGCCAAUGUGAAAUUAGUAGGAGAAAGAGAUGAGAAUGAGUUGUAGGGGCUGUAGCUAGAACACCUGAGCAAAGCUAAACAGUGGCUUGUAUUGCUAGAAGAGGCGAACAUCUAGAACUGCAAAGGUUAGUCGUGUCCAUCAAAUUAAUUUUGAAUUUAGUAUUAAUUGUAUUGAUUAACUACAUUUCUUGUAGCAGCUUUUUAUUAAUAUUUCAUUUUAAAACCUUGUUAAGUCCUUCUGUCGGUAUAAACUUGACAGUAGUGUAGUUGCCAUAAUCUAGUUUAAGUUUUUUGGCAUAAAUGAUGAAUGUGUCCCUUUCAAAGAAUGAAAAAAAUUAAAUGAAUACUGUGUGAGACCUGUUGACACUUUCUCACUGUGACGCUCAGCCAUGUUAACACCGUAGAUGUCAUACAUGAUGAGCAGAAGUUUUACUUUCAGAUAAUUACUUCCUCUUAAAAACUGUUUCAAUCAUAAAUGAAAGUUACUGUCAUACCAGCGUUGUAUGUACUUACUGGCAAACCCUCCCUAAUGAUUUAUAGUAGAUUUAAAUGUACUGCAGCACUGACUCUCUUAUGUGUUAUGUAAAAUCAUGUCACUAGACCCUCAACGAGUAUUGGACCCUUGAACUCCUCACGCACCGCUGAGUGGCACCACUGUUCUUCAAAAAGAAUAGAGUCCCAGAGGGGCAGCAGGAAGGGAGGGGUCACUGCUUUGAAUAGAAAAAGAAAAGUUAAGGAGAGGCCACUGGUCUCAAGGGACGGGUGGGUGAAAGGGGUACUUCUAAUAGAAAGACGACCUUUUCUUUACUCACAUCGUACUACUCAUUAUCCAGCUGCUAACUCAGAAACAAGCUUUUACCAAGCAUUGUUAUACAUAUGAUUUUAUUGAUUUAAAAUGAUUUACCUACUUAGAUAAAACAAAGUCCCCAAGAUUCAACAGUUGACAGUGUUUCCAUGGUGACAGUGUUCUUAUCAGCCCAUUUGUAGUCAGUUCCACAUCAAACUUUUCAUUUCAUUCAGGUUGAAGUCUGAAUAUUAGCCUAUUUUACUGGUAUAAACUACCCUGAACCAAACGAUUUCAUUUACAGUAGAAUCAAAACAUUAGUGUAGUGCUUUGUAGUUGAUCACCUCUGUUUUCUUUCAUUUAGUUUAUCGCCUCUUUCACUUAUCAAUGCAGUAUCCUCAAUAUUGCUUACAGAGGUUACCUGAAACUAAUGUUUUUAUCACAUUUUUAACUGAAUGAAUUUAGAUCAUGAACUUCAUAGCCUUUAAUAAACUCUGUCAAUGGGUUUUGACAAAUCAGAGUCAAGUAUUGAGCACAACUGUGGACAACAAAAUAUCAUUAUCUUAUAAUUGAGUGCAUGGUGAUUGUGUCGGAAUGAAUUGAUUCUUCUUUUUAAGGAAAUUAACUCCAUUUGAAUAACAAUUGCUCUAUCUUUCUCUGUACCUUAGAGAAAAUGUAUUACACUGACUGAGUACUGCCUCUGCCUGACAAUAUAAUAAUACUUUAAUCGUCUCCUGCCAACAAGGUCAUUUUUCAUUAAUUAUUGAGGACAACCUGAUAAGACUUUGUGAGUUUGAAGUCUUUUCUUCCAUUGUAAGCAGAAGUUAAUGAUCGACUCUACCUGGGUGCGCUGUGGGGGAGAGAAUGAUGCAGGUUUGAGCAAUGAUGCUAUGUGUUUAAUGUUUAGCUGUGUGGCAAACAGGGAAAGAGGAAACAAGUCAGGGUUUUCUGGCCUGUUAAAGCUUAGGCUAAUAAGUAAUAUGGAAUCAGGUCUGUUUGUUUAGUCCUGACAUCAUGUGACUGAUAAGCACUGGAAAUGCACAGCUGCUGUCAUUCAGUUUUUGUGUAACUUUGUGCUUUAUAUAAUAUGAGCGUUUUUAGAGGGUAAGAAAUAUUAUCUUUAUAUUGAAUCUGCCAAUGAAAAAGAACAUUUUUUUCGGCAGAGUUCUUGUCCUUUUUCACAGGCUGCACAAUUAUUACCAGUGGUUGGGUAUUUCCAAGCUGCAGUUGUUUUAAUAUUAACUUUCAUGCAAACAGGAUCUUUGAUGAAAAGACAGAAGGACUUCAUCCCAUGAUACUUCACUUUUCAAUGUACAUAUGCAAAAUUAAGAAGGAAGUGUUCGAAUUUAACACAAAACACAAAGUACCUGUGCUGGUUUGGCUGUAGUUCAGUGGUUGAGUUUGUCAUUGGCAGUUUGAGUCCUGCAGCUGAAGUCACAAGCCAAGGAGUCUUUGGGCAAGACAAUGACCAUGAAAAGUGCUCAAAGUGAUGUCAGCUAUGUUAAAAUGUGUAUAAACGGAACUAGUUUAUAAUGAUUGCCCCUAUUAUAGCAUCAUCUACAGCCAGUGUUUGAUAGUGGUGAAAAAAUGAACUCCAAGUCCAACUAAUGGACCUUUUUGACUCAUCCUUUUUUUAAACCUUUAAUAAUAAUAAUGCAUCAGAUUUCAUAUAGCGCUUUAUCAGAGACCUUCAAAGCGCUUUACAUUGGACACAUCAUUCAUUCGCUCACACAGUCACACUUUGGUGGUGGUAAACUACCUUAGUAGUCACAGCUGCCCUGGGGCAGACUGACGGAAACGUGGCUGCCAUUUUGCGCCUACGGCCUCCCCGACCACCACCACACAACACUCACAAUCAUACACCAGUGGAGGACACACACUGGGAGCAAGGUAGGUUAAGUGUCUUACCCAAGGACACAACGGAUAGAUAGGGGGGAAUCGAACCGCCAACCUUCCAGUUAUUGGACGACCACUCUACCUCCUACUGCUUCCCUUUAUACCAGUAUUCAUGUUCUACUGACAAGUUACAAUGUCUACUACAUAGGGCCUUGUGACAUACACUUGUUACCCCAAAUUACUGUAGUUAGCUGUAGCAGUUGGCCAGGAGCAGACAUCAUCGGGUGGUGUACGACCUUCUUAGAGCAUUUCAGCCUUAAACCACAACUCUCUCCAGUUGGUUGGCUGGCAGUGGUGGCCAACUCACUGCCAAUCUGCCCCUGACCCUGUGUGCUUAAGCUAAAUAGCUAAAUGGACUGCAGCUUCAAAUCAGUAUGUUUCAAAUUUUGAAGGACUGAAAGAAUGACACCCAACAACAUAAGUAAACCAGGCUUAUACUAGAGUAAUGCCAUCAGUAGGUACUUACAUAAUUCACAUUCUCUUUACUUUUGGACGUUGCUAAAGUAUCUGAUGCUUCAUGUCACUGAAAGCAUGUCAAAGUUCCAAGCUGGCAGUUUGAUGUAGUUUUAAACCAAUACUGACCUCUACUGGUGCCUCAUGAUUCACUUUUGCUUUUCUCUGCCCUACUUUAUGCAGAUAUCCCAGGCAAAGUGUGACGGUAAGUACCGUAGUCUUAUGUCUUAUUCAUGUUGUUAUUCGUCCCACAUUUCAGUUAGUAUGUGUUAAUAAAUGUAAAAUUGAUUUCUCUUUCUUUAUGUUCUUCCAUCUUUUAGAGAAGUGUGCUGAAAAUGAAACAGAAACAUUUACAGCAGACACAACAACUGUUACAUUUGAAUCAUCUCCAAGCUGCAACUUAUCCAUUGGAAAUCACACCUCAGGACAAGGUUCGAUAUCUGGUUUGACUCCAGGAACUGUCAAUACAAUCUUCCUUGGUUGUUUUAACUGCUGCAAAAAUGUCACAACAAGUAAGUCUGCUUACUUUCUUUUAAUACAUUGACUACCCUAAAACUCUGAAAAGCAUGCUGUAGAUUCAACAUGUCCAAUUAAGAAUUAAGUCAUAACAAAAUCAUUUUCUCAUGAAAUUUUGGUCAUAAGAAAAUUAUUUUCUCACCAAAAAAUAAAUCAUCAGCAAGUCAUUUUUUUAGAAGAAAAAAGUAAUCCUGAGAACAUUUUCUCAUGAAAAUUAAGAUGUUAAGAAAGUGAUUUUUGCACAAGGAUUAAGUCCUAAGAAAAUCAUGUUCACACAAAAAAAGAAGAGUGAUAAAUUCACUUUCUCAUUAGAAUGAAGUCCUUAGAAAUUGUUUUUUCUUCUGUAAUGAAUCAAUUUUUCAUCAGAUUAAAGUCAUAAAAAGUCAUGAAAAAAAUCAUGUUCAAAGUUAUUUAUUUAGCCAGCCAUUAGCAGCAUAAUACUUUGUUGAAGAGAAAUACCAUAACUUAAGAACUCCUAUUCCUACUCUCUAACAGAGCCUGCAGCAGUCGUGAACCUCACAGUUCACCCAGUCACAACCUCCUCAAUAUCUCUGAUGUGGACCAAACCAGAGGGAGAGAGAUCCUUCUAUAGAGUAAAGUGGACCAAUGGAAAAACCAGUUGGAAUCAGAGUGUCACUGAAACAAACAUAAAUGUCAUUGAUCUGACAGCCGGAGUUCAGUACAAUUUUACUGUCACUGCAGUGGCUGGAGAUGACACAACAGAGAGUGAAAUGGUUCAGACUUCGACCUACACCAGUAAGUUGAUUAACUACAUGACUUAUCUUGACUGUGUUUAGUGUUUCUUUAGGUGGUGCCUCUUUCAUUGGUUUUGCAAUUUACCAGAAACUUUCUGUUAUUCACAAAUGUAUUUAUCGUUCUCUUCAUACAUUUUACCUUUGCUCACAGAGCCUGAAGUAGUAGGAAAUCGCACUGUCCAGAAAUUCACAACAUCCUCCAUGUUUCUGACCAGAGGGACAAAGAUCCUUCUUUAGAGUCCUGUGGACAUCAAAACUUUGGGAAACAAAUGAGACUGCUAAUGUGACAGAAACUCAUACUCACAUUACUUACCUGACUGCUGGGGUCCAGUAUGAAAUAGGGGUAUCUGCAGUGGCAGAUGAUGGCAAUACUGAAGAAGCAAUUGUGACCAUUGUCAACUACACAGUUAGUUAGUUAUUAUGGUCUUAAAUCAAGGUGAAACAAACAAGUCUUAGAACUCAGGUAAAGGGGCAAACUGUGGAUUUAUGAUCACAGGAAGAACCAAAUUGACUGUUGAUAAUGAAAUCUCCGAGCUGUAAAACUGAUAUUUUGUGUAUGACAGGAGAAUAUUUGAUCCAGGUGCAUUCACUUUUUGCUGUAGUUUGCGUUUUUACCCUGAGAAUUGCUUUCUUAACAUGGUUGUGUAAGAUUUGGUGGCAUGGAGAAACACAGUAAGUGCACAAAACAAAAGAGGAGGUCCAAAUAUGAAUUGAUUUUAGAUGUGAAACAAUGAUGCUGCAGAAUCCCCCCUCAUCUCAGACUCAAGUCUAAAAUUGGUCCAGAUAUUGAGAAACAUCAGGAGAAGAAAAAAUAUCAUUUGACCACUGCAGUUAUGAAGAUGUUUUUUUAUGAUUUAUUAGUAAAGACAGGAAAGGAGACCUGUGCAGGGAAAGUCUGUAAAACAGUGAAAGGCCAAAGACAAGACCUUAAUAGAUAUGUUUUGAGCUAAAGAGCAACUUCCAAUUGAUGUUUCUGAGAGUCCUUGACCUUUUCUUAGUGUGUCCUCAGUAACUUGGACUUAAAUAUAACUUAAGUCCUCCUGUAUAAUACCUACUCUCUCACAGAGCCUGCAGCAGUCAUGAACCUCACAGUCCACAAUGUCACAACAUCCUCCAUGUUUCUGAACUGGACUGAACCAGAGGGACAGAGAUCCUUCUAUAGAGUAAAGUGGACCAAUGGCAUAACCAGUGGAAAUAAGAAUGUCACUGAAACAAACAUAAAGGUCACUGAUCUGACAGCUGGAGUUCAGUACAAAUUUAUUGUCACUGCAGUGGCUGGAGAUGACACAACAGAGAGUGAAAUGGUUCAGACUUCUACCUACACCAGUAAGAUGAUUAACUACAUGACUUAUCUUGACUGUGUUUAGUGUUUUUUUAAGUGGCACUUUAGCCUGAUGUUUUUUUUUUGGUCUUUAGGUAGAAUACAAAGUGAUUUUCAUUAAUUGGUUUUCAAUUUACCAGAAACUUCCAGUUAUACACAAAUGUAUUUAUCAUUCUCUUCCUGCAUUUAUCCUGCUCUCACAGAGCCUGAAGUAGUCAAAGUUAUUAAUGUCCAUUAUGUCACAACAUCCUCCAUGUUUCUGAACUGGACUGAACCAGAGGGACAAAGAUCCUUCUUUAGAGUACAGUGGACUAUUGGAGAAAUUAAGAAGACUGCUAAUGUGACAGACAGACUUACUUACAUAACUAACCUGACUGCUGGGGUCCAGUAUGAAAUAAGUGUAUCUGCAGUGGCAGAUGAUAACAGUACUAAGGGAGAGAAAACCACUGUUUUCAAAUACACAAGUAAGUUGGUGUCUAAAUAGAUUUUUUCUUUAACGCAAUGGUCUCCUGAUUGCACUUGUUGGAGCAGACUGUGUGCAACAAAAGAAGAAUCAGACUCAGAGCUGACUCUCACGACAAACUCUUUAAAUUGAUAUAUGCUCAAUAAUUACAGUAUUUAAUGAAGAGAUCAGGUUUAGAUUUGUAAAAGUUCUUGUGUCCGACUGCAGCACUGUUUGUUUAAUCUAUUGUAUUUGAGAAGUCUUUGUCUACAAUCUGGAGAACCUUUAGUGCAGAAAAAAAUAGUGAUUUUAUACAAUCCUAAAGCUGUAAGCCUUUAUCCUGGACUGUUGGACAUCUGCAAAAUGAUGGAGGCUACUGGUAAAAGUGGAAAUGUAAUACUUUUUCUCAUAUCUCUAUUAAUGUGUUUGUUUCAUGCUAUCAGGUUAAGUAAGGGCUGGGUGAUAAACCAAAAAUUUACUGAAACCAAAAUUUACAACUUUAACUGGCACACUUUUACGCAUACUGGUGUAUUCAGUGUCAAAAUAAUAAAUUAAAAAAAAAGGUGGUUUUGGAUGUGUGUAUGUAGGGUAUGGUCUCAUGUCCCUUUUAGACGCUUUCCUACCUCAGAGACGUGACUCUGCCUCAUCCAGUCCAUAACAAAGAGGGAAAUACAGUCGAGGGGAUGGAGGACGGUUCAAAAGAUGUAGCGGCAGCUAAAGUAAACAAAGUCAAUGUGGGAGGGGGUGAGCAGCUUGUGGAGUAGUAAUUGUCCAUUGAUCAUCAUCGAGGUGAACUGAUCAAUAUAACGUGAUAUUGAUGUGAGGCCAUAACGCCCAGCCCUAGUUUUAGUUUUUAGGUUCUUCCUUUUUAGACCCAGUCAACCAAUAUUACAGUACACGCUUGUUUGCCUGGUGCAUUUGCUAUAGGCUGAAGAAUCCCCUGAUCCAAUGCAACAAGUGCAACAACAUAACCAUCCAAAAAAGAAGCCACAGACAAUAACAUGAUAGAUGAGUUUUGAGCUACAGAGCAACUCCCAGAUGAUGUUUCUUAGAGUCCAGGAUCUUUUCUUAGUGUGUCCUCAGUAACUUGGACUUGAAUAUAACUUAAUUCUUCCUGUAUAACACCUACUCUCUCACAGAGCCUGCAGCAGUCAUGAACCUCAUGGUUCACCAAGUCACAACAUCCUCCAUGUUUCUGAACUGGACUGAACCAGAAGGACAGAGAUCCUUCUAUAGAGUAAAGUGGACCAAUGGAAAAACCAUUUGGAAGAAUAGUGUCACUGAAACAAACAUAAAGGUCACUGAUCUGACAGCCGGAGUUCAGUACAAAUUUACUGUCACUGCAGUGGCUGGAGAUGACACAACAGAGAGUGAAAUGGUUCAGACUUCUACCUACACCAGUAAGAUGAUUAACUACAUGACUUAUCUUGACUGUGUUUAGUGUUUUUUUAAGCUGCGCUUUAGUCUGAUGUUGUUUUUUGUUGUCUUUAGGUAGAAAACAAAGUGAUGCUCAUUAAUUGGUUUUCAAUUCACCAGAAACUUCCAGUUAUACACAAAUGUAUUUAUCGUUCUCUUCCUGCAUUUAUCCUGCACUCACAGAGCCUGAAGUAGUCAAAGUUCUGAAUGUCCACAUUGUCACAACAUCCUCUAUGUUUCUGAACUGGACUGAACCAGAGGGACAGAGAUCCUUCUUUAGAGUACAGUGGACAUCAAAACAUGGAGAAACAAAUGAGACUGCUAAUGUGACAGACAGACAUACUUACAUAACUAACCUGACUGCUGGGGUCCAGUAUGAAAUAAGUGUAUCUGCAGUGGCAGAUGAUAACAGUACUAAGGGAGAAAAAACCACUGUUUUCAAAUACGCAAGUAAGUUGGUGUCUGUACUGAUUUUUAUAUUUAACACAAUGGUCUCCUGAUUGCACUUGUUGGAGCAGACUGUGUGCAACAAAAGAAGAAUCAGACUCAGAGCUGACUCUCACGACAAACUCUUUAAAUUGAUAUAUGCUCAAUAAUUACAGUAUUUAAUGAAGAGAUCAGGUUUAGAUUUGGAAAAGUUCUUGUGUCCGACUGCAGCACUGUUUGUUUUUAUCGAUUGUAUUUGAGAAGUCUUUGUCUACAAUCUGGAGAACCUUUAGUGCAGAGAAAAAUAGUGAUUUUAUACAAUCCUAAAGCUGUAAGCCUUUAUCCUGGACUGUUGGACAUCUGCAAAAAAAAAGGAGGCUACUGGUUAAAGUGGAAAUGUAAUACCUUUUCUCAUAUCUCUAUUAUUGUGUUUGUUAUCAGGUUAAGUAAGGGCUGGGUGAUAAACCAAAAAUUUACUGAAACCAAAAUUUACAACUUUAACUGGCAUCAUUUAACGCAUACCGGUGUAUUCAGUGUCAAAAUAAUAAAUUAAAAAAAGUUGGUUUUGGAUAUGGUCUCACACCCCUUUAGGACGCUAUCCUACCUCAGAGACGUGACUCCGCCUCAUUCAGUCCAUAACAAAGAGGAAAAGACAGGUGAGGAGAUGGAGGACAUUUUAAAAGUUGUUGCAGCUGGAGCGGCAGCUAAAGUAAACAAAGUCAUUGUGGGAGGGGUGAGCAGCUUGCGGAGUAGCUAUUGUCCAUUUAUCAUUAUCGAGGUGAACUGAUCAAUAUAACAUGAUAUUGAUGUGAGGCCAUAACGCCCAGCCCUAGUUUUAGUUUUUAGGUUCUUCCUUUUCAGACCCAGUCAACCAAUAUUAAAGUACACGCUUGUUUGCCUGGUGCAUUUGCUAUAGGCUGAAGAAUCCCCUGAUCAAAUGCAACAAGUGCAACAACAUAACCAUCCAAAAAAGAAGCCACAGACAAUAACAUGAUAGAUGAGUUUAAGCUACAGAGCAACUCCCAGAUGAUGUUUCUUAGAGUCCAGGAUCUUUUCUUAGUGUGUCCUCAGUAACUUGGACUUGAAUAUAACUUAAUUCUUCCUGUAUAACACCUACUCUCUAACAGAGCCUGCAGCAGUCAUGAACCUCACAGUCCACAAUGUCACAACAUCCUCCAUGUUUCUGAACUGGACUGAACCAGAGGGACAGAGAUCCUUCUAUAGAGUGAAGUGGACCAAUGGAAAAACCAUUUGGAAGAAUAGUGUCACUGAAACAAACAUAAAGGUCACUAAUCUGACAGCCGGAGUUCAGUACAAUUUUACUGUCACUGCAGUGGCUGGAGAUGACACAACAGAGAGUGAAAUGGUUCAGACUUCUACCUACACCAGUAAGAUGAUUAACUACAUGACUUAUCUUGACUGUGUUUAGUGUUUUUUUAAGCUGCACUUUAGUCUGAUGUUGUUUUUUGUUGUCUUUAGAUAGAAAACAAAGUGAUGCUCAUUAAUUGGUUUUCAAUUUACCAGAAACUUCCAGUUAUUCACAAAUGUAUUUAUCGUUCUCUUCCUGCAUUUAUCCUGCUCUCACAGAGCCUGAAGUAGUCAAAGUUCUUAAUGCCCACAUUGUCGCAACAUCCUCCAUGUUUCUGAACUGGACUGAACCAGAGGGAGAGAGAUCCUUCUUUAGAGUACAGUGGACUAAUGGAGAAAUUAAGAAGUCUGCUAAUGUGACAGACAGACAUACUUACAUUACUAACCUGACUGCUGGGGUCCAGUAUGAAAUAAGUGUAUCUGCAGUGGCAGAUGAUAACAGUACUAAAGGAGAGAAAACCACUGUUUUCAAAUACACAAGUAAAUUGGUGUCUCAACUGAUUUUAUAUUUAACACGAUGGUCUCCUGAUUGCACUUGUUGGAGCAGACUGUGUGCAACAAAAGGAGAAUCAGACUCAGAGCUGACUCUGAGCACAACCUCUUUAAAUUGAUAUAUGCUCAAUAAUUACAGUAUUUAAUGAAGAGAUCAGGUUUAGAUUUGGAAAAGUUCUUGUGUCUGACAGCAGCACUGGAUGUUUUAAUCGAUUGUAUUUGAGAAGUCUUUGUCUACAAUCUGGAGAACCUUUAGUGCAGAGAAAAAUAGUGAUUUUAUACAAUCCUAAAGCUGUAAGCCUUUAUCCUGGACUGUUGGACAUCUGCAAAAAGAUGGAGGCUAUUGGUUAGAGUGGAAAUGUAAUACUUUUUCUCAUAUCUCUAUUAUUGUGUUUGUUAUCAGGUUAAGUAAGGGCUGGGUGAUAAACCAAAAAUUUACUGAAACCAAAAUUUACAACUUUAACUGGCAUCAUUUUACGCAUACUGGUGUAUUCAGUGUCAAAAUAAUAAAUAAAAAAAAGUUGGUUUUGGAUAUGGUCUCACACCCCUUUAGGCCGCUAUCCUACCUCAGAGACGUGACUCCGCCUCAUUCAGUCCAUAACAAAGAGGAAAAGACAGGUGAGGAGAUGGAGGACAUUUUAAAAGUUGUAGCAGCUGGAGCGGCAGCUAAAGUAAACAAAGUCAUUGUGGGAGGGGUGAGCAGCUUGCGGAGUAGCUAUUGUCCAUUUAUCAUUAUCGAGGUGAACCGAUCAAUAUAACGUGAUAUUGAUGUGAGGCCAUAACGCCCAGCCCUAGUUUUAGUUUUUAGGUUCUUCCUUUUCAGACCCAGUCAACCAAUAUUACAGUACACACUUGUUUGCCUGGUGCAUUUGCUAUAGGCUGAGAGAUUCCCUGAUCCAAUGCAACAAGUGCAACAACAUAACCAUCCAAAAAAGAAGCCACAGACAAUAACAUGAAAGAUGAGUUUUGAGCUACAGAGCAACUCCCAGAUGAUGUUUCUUAGAGUCCAGGAUCUUUUCUAAGUGUGUCCUCAGUAACUUGGACUUGAAUAUAACUUAAUUCUUCCUGUAUAACACCUACUCUCUCACAGAGCCUGCAGCAGUCAUGAACCUCAUGGUUCACCAAGUCACAACAUCCUCCAUGUUUCUGAACUGGACUGAACCAGAAGGACAGAGAUCCUUCUUUAGAGUAAAGUGGACCAAUGGAAAAACCAUUUGGAAGAAUAGUGUCACUGAAACAAACAUAAAUGUCACUGAUCUGACAGCUGGAGUUCAGUACAAUUUUACUGUCACUGCAGUGGCUGGAGAUGACACAACAGAGAGUGAAAUGGUUCAGACUUCUACCUACACCAGUAAGAUGAUUAACUACAUGACUUAUCUUGACUGUGUUUAGUGCGUCUUUAAGCUGCGCUUUAGUCUGAUGUUGUUUUUUGUUGUCUUUAGGUAGAAUACAAAGUGAUGCUCAUUAAUUGGUUUUCAAUUCACCAGAAACUUCCAGUUAUACACAAAUGUAUUUAUCGUUCUCUUCCUGCAUUUAUCCUGCUCUCACAGAGCCUGAAGUAGUCAAAGUUCUGAAUGUCCACAUUGUCACAACAUCCUCUAUGUUUCUGAACUGGACUGAACCAGAGGGACAGAGAUCCUUCUUUAGAGUACAGUGGACUAAUGGAGGGAUUAAGAAGUCUGCUAAUGUGACAGACAGACAUACUUACAUUACCAACCUGACUGCUGGGGUCCAGUAUGAAAUAAGUGUAUCUGCAGUGGCAGAUGAUAACAGUACUAAGGGAGAGAAAACCACUGUUUUCAAAUACACAAGUAAGUUGGUGUCUCAACUGAUUUUUAUAUUUAACGCAAUGGUCUCCUGAUUGCACUUGUUGGAGCAGACUGUGUGCAACAAAAGGAGAAUCAGACUCAGAGCUGACUCUCACGACAAACUCUUUAAAUUGAUAUAUGCUCAAUAAUUACAGUAUUUAAUGAAGAGAUCAGGUUUAGAUUUGGAAAAGUUCUUGUGUCUGACAGCAGCACUGGAUGUUUUAAUCGAUUGUAUUUGAGACGUCUUUGUCUACAAUCUGGAGAACCUUUAGUGCAGAGAAAAAUAGUGACUUUAUACAAUCCUAAAGCUGUAAGCCUUUAUCCUGGACUGUUGGACAUCUGCAAAGAGAUGGAGGCUACUGGUUAAAGUGGAAAUGUAAUACUUUUUCUCAUAUCUCUAUUAUUGUGUUUGUUAUCAGGUUAAGUAAGGGCUGGGUGAUAAACCAAAAAUUUACUGAAACCAAAAUUUACAACUUUAACUGGCAUCAUUUUACCCAUGCCAGUGUAUUCGGUGUCAAAAUAAUAAAUAAAAAAAAGUUGGUUUUGGAUAUGGUCUCACGCCCCUUUAGGCCGCUAUCCUACCUCAGAGACGUGACUCCGCCUCAUUCAGUCUGUAACAAAGAGGAAAAGACAGGUGAGGAGAUGGAGGAAAGUUCAAAAGAUGUAGCGGCAGCUAAAGUAAACAAAGUCAAUGUGGGAGGGGGUGAGCAGAUUGUGGAGUAGUUAUUGUCCAUUUAUCAUCAUCGAGGUGAACUGAUCAAUAUAACAUGAUAUUGAUGUGAGGCCAUAACGCCCAGCCCUAGUUUUAGUUUUCAGGUUCUUCCUUUUCAGACCCAGUCAACCAAUAUUACAGUACACACUUGUUUGCCUGGUGCAUUUGCUAUAGGCUGAGGGAUUCCCUGAUCAAAUGCAACAAGUGCAACAACAUAACCAUCCAAAAAAGAAGCCACAGACAAUAACAUGAAAGAUGAGUUUUGAGCUACAGAGCAACUCCCAGAUGAUGUUUCUUAGAGUCCAGGAUCUUUUCUUUGUGUGUCCUCAGUCAUUUGGACUUAAAUAUAACUUAAGUCCUCCUGUAUAAUACCUACUCUCUAACAGAGCCUGCAGCAGUCAUGAACCUCACAGUCCACAAUGUCACAACAUCCUCCAUGUUUCUGAACUGGACUGAACCAGAGGGACAGAGAUCCUUCUAUAGAGUGAAGUGGACCAAUGGAAAAACCAUUUGGAAGAAUAGUGUCACUGAAACAAACAUAAAUGUCACUGAUCUGACAGCUGGAGUUCAGUACAAUUUUACUGUCACUGCAGUGGCUGGAGAUGACACAACAGAGAGUGAAAUGGUUCAGACUUCUACCUACACCAGUAAGAUGAUUAACUACAUGACUUAUCUUGACUGUGUUUAGUGUCUUUAAGCUGCGCUUUAGUCUGAUGUUGUUUUUUGUUGUCUUUAGGUAGAAUACAAAGUGAUGCUCAUUAAUUGGUUUUCAAUUCACCAGAAACUUCCAGUUAUACACAAAUGUAUUUAUCGUUCUCUUCCUGCAUUUAUCCUGCUCUCACAGAGCCUGAAGUAGUCAAAGUUCUGAAUGUCCACAUUGUCACAACAUCCUCUAUGUUUCUGAACUGGACUGAACCAGAGGGACAGAGAUCCUUCUUUAGAGUACAGUGGACUAAUGGAGGGAUUAAGAAGUCUGCUAAUGUGACAGACAGACAUACUUACAUUACCAACCUGACUGCUGGGGUCCAGUAUGAAAUAAGUGUAUCUGCAGUGGCAGAUGAUAACAGUACUAAGGGAGAGAAAACCACUGUUUUCAAAUACACAAGUAAGUUGGUGUCUCAACUGAUUUUUAUAUUUAACGCAAUGGUCUCCUGAUUGCACUUGUUGGAGCAGACUGUGUGCAACAAAAGGAGAAUCAGACUCAGAGCUGACUCUCACGACAAACUCUUUAAAUUGAUAUAUGCUCAAUAAUUACAGUAUUUAAUGAAGAGAUCAGGUUUAGAUUUGGAAAAGUUCUUGUGUCUGACUGCAGCACUGGAUGUUUGAAUCGAUUGUAUUUGAGACGUCUUUGUCUACAAUCUGGAGAACCUUCAGUGCAGAGAAAAAUAGUGACUUUAUACAAUCCUAAAGCUGUAAGCCUUUAUCCUGGACUGUUGGACAUCUGCAAAAAGAUGGAGGCUACUGGUUAAAGUGGAAAUGUAAUACUUUUUCUCAUAUCUCUAUUAUUCUGUUUAAGUUAUCAGGUUAAUUAAAGGCUGGAUGAUAAACCAAAAAUUUACUGAUACCAAAAUUUACGACUAUAACUGACAUCAUUUUACCGAUACUGGUGUAUUCAGUGUCAAAAUAAUAAAUUUAAAAAAGUUUGUUUUGGAUAUGGUCUCACGCCCCUUUAAGACGCUUUCCUACCUCAGAGACGUGACUCUGCCCCAUUCAGUCCAUAACAAAGAGGAAAAGACAGGUGAGGAGAUGGAGGACAGUUCAAAAGUUGUAGCAGCUGGAGCGGCAGCUAAAGUAAACAAAGUCAAUGUGGGAGGGGUGAGCAGCUUGUGGAGUAGCUAUUGUCCAUUUAUCAUUAUCGAGGUGAACCGAUCAAUAUAACGUGAUAUUGAUGUGAGGCCAUAUCACCCAGCCCUAGUUUUAGUUUUCAGGUUUUUCCUUUUCAGACCCAGUCAACCAAUAUUACAGUACACACUUGUUUGCCUGGUGCAUUUGCUAUAGGCUGAAGGAUUCCCUGAUCAAAUGCAACAAGUGCAACAACAUAACCAUCCAAAAAAGAAGCCACAGACAAUAACAUGAAAGAUGAGUUUUGAGCUACAGAGCAACUCCCAGAUGAUGUUUCUUAGAGUCCAGGAUCUUUUCUUUGUGUGUCCUCAGUCAUUUGGACUUAAAUAUAACUUAAGUCCUCCUGUAUAAUACCUACUCUCUAACAGAGCCUGCAGCAGUCAUGAACCUCACAGUCCACAAUGUCACAACAUCCUCCAUGUUUCUGAACUGGACUGAACCAGAGGGACAGAGAUCCUUCUAUAGAGUGAAGUGGACCAAUGGAAAAACCAUUUGGAAGAAUAGUGUCACUGAAACAAACAUAAAUGUCACUGAUCUGACAGCUGGAGUUCAGUACAAUUUUACUGUCACUGCAGUGGCUGGAGAUGACACAACAGAGAGUGAAAUGGUUCAGACUUCUACCUACACCAGUAAGAUGAUUAACUACAUGACUUAUCUUGACUGUGUUUAGUGUUUUUUUAAGUGGCGCUUUAGUCUGAUGUUUUUUGUUGUCUUUAGGUAGAAAACAAAGUGAUUUUCAUUAAUUGGUUUUCAAUUUACCAGAAACUUCCAGUUAUUCACAAAUGUAUUUAUCGUUCUCUUCCUGCAUUUAUCCUGCUCUCACAGAGCCUGAAGUAGUCAAGGUUCUCAAUGUCCACAAUGUCACAACAUCCUCCAUGUUUCUGAACUGGACUGAACCAGAGGGACAAAGAUCCUUCUUUAGAGUACAGUGGACUAAUGGAGGAAUUAAGAAGACUGCUAAUGUGACAGACAGACAUACUUACAUUACUAACCUGACUGCUGGGGUCCAGUAUGAAAUAAGUGUAUCUGCAGUGGCAGAUGAUAACAGUACUAAAGGAGAGAAAACCACUGUUUUCAAAUACACAAGUAAGUUGGUGUCUAAAUAGAUUUUUUAUUUAACGCAAUGGUCUCCUGGUUGCACUUGUUGGAGCAGACUGUGUGCAACCAAAGGAGAAUCAGACUCAGAGCGAACUCUGAGCACAACCUCUUUAAAUUGAUAUAUGCUCAAUAAUUACAGUAUUUAAUGAAGAGAUCAGGUUUAGAUUUGGAAAAGUUCUUGUGUCUGACAGCAGCACUGGAUGUUUUAAUCGAUUGUAUUUGAGAAGUCUUUGUCUACAAUCUGGAGAACCUUUAGUGCAGAAAAAAAUAGUGAUUUUAUACAAUCCUAAAGCUGUAAGCCUUUAUCCUGGACUGUUGGACAUCUGCAAAGAGAUAGAGGCUACUGGUUAAAGUGGAAGUGUAAUAUUUCUUCUCAUAUCUCUAUUAUUCUGUUAAAGUUAUCAGGUUAAUUAAAGGCUGGAUGAUAAACCAAAAAUUUACUGAUACCAAAAUUUACGACUAUAACUGACAUUAUUUUACGCAUACCGGUGUAUUCGAUGUCAUAAAUAAUAAAUUAAAAAAAGUUGGUUUUGAAUAUGGUCUCACGUCCCUUUAGGCCGCUAUCCUACCUCAGAGACGUGACUCUGCCCCAUUCAGUCUGUAACAAAGAGGAAAAGACAGGUGAGAAGAUGGAGGACAGUUCAAAAGUUGUAGCAGCUGGAGCGGCAGCUAAAGUAAACAAAGUCAAUGUGGGAGUGGGUGAGCAGCUUGUUGAGUAGUUAUUGUCCAUUUAUUAUUAUCGAGGUGAACCGAUCAAUAUAACGUGAUAUAGAUGUGAGGCCAUAUCGCCCAGCCCUAGUUUUAGUUUUCAGGUUCUUCCUUUUUGGACCCAGUCAACCAAUAUUACAGUACACACUUGUUUGCCUGGUGCAUUUGAUAUAGGCUGAGAGAUUCCUUGAUCCAAUGCAACAAGUGCAAAGACAUAACCAUCCAAAAGAGAAGCCACAGACAAUAACAUGAAAGAUGAGUUUUGAGCUACAGAGCAACUCCCAGAUGAUGUUUCUUUGAAUCCUGGAUCUUUCCUUCGUGUGUCCUCAGUAACUUGGAACUAAAUGUAACUUAAGUCCUCCUGUAUAACACCUACUCUCUAACAGAGCCUGCAGCAGUCGUGAACCUCACAGUUCACCAAGUCAAAACCUCCUCAAUAUCUCUGAUGUGGACCAAACCAGAGGGACAGAGAUCCUUCUAUAGAGUAAAGUGGACCAAUGGAAUAACCAGUGGAAAUAAGAAUGUCACUGAAACAAACAUAAAGGUCACUGAUCUGACAGCCGGAGUUCAGUACAAAUUUACUGUCACUGCAGUGGCUGGAGAUGACACAACAGAGAGUGAAAUGGUUCAGACUUCUACCUACACCAGUAAGAUGAUUAACUACAUGACUUAUUUUGACUGUGUUUAGCAUUUCUUUAAGUUGCGCUCUAGUCUGAUGUUGUUUUUUGUGGUCUUUAGAUAGAAUGAAAAGUGAUGCUCAUUCAUUGAUUUUUUUUUUAAUUUACCAGAAACAUCAGUUUUUUUCUUAAAUGUUUUUAUCGUUCUCUUCCUGCAUUUAUCCUGCUCUCACAGAGCCUGAAGUAGUCAAAGUUCUCAAUGUCCACAAUGUCACAACAUCCUCCAUGUUUCUGAACUGGACUGAACCAGAGGGACAGAGAUCCUUCUUUAGAGUACAGUGGACAUCAAAACAUGGGGAAACAAAUGAGACUGCUAAUGUGACAGACAGACAUACUUACAUAACUAACCUGAAUGCUGGGGUCCAGUAUGAAAUAAGUGUAUCUGCAGUGGCAGAUGAUAACAGUACUAAGGGAGAAAAAACCACUGUUUUCAAAUACACAAGUAAGUUGGUGUCUGUACUGAUUUUAUAUUUAACGCGAUGGUCUCCUGAUUGCACUUGUUGGAGCAGACUGUGUGCAACAAAAGGAGAAUCAGACUCAGAGCUGACUCUGACAACAACCUCUUUAAAUUGAUAUAUGCUCAAUAAUUACAGUAUUUAAUGAAGAGAUCAGGUUUAGAUUUGUAAAAGUUCUUGUGUCUGACUGCAGCACUGGAUGUUUGAAUCGAUUGUAUCUGAGAAGUCUUUGUCUACAAUCUGGAGAACCUUCAGUGCAGAGAAAAAUAGUGACUUAAUACAAUCCUAAAGCUGUAAGCCUUUAUCCUGGACUGUUGGACAUCCUGAAAAUAUAAGGCUACUGGUUAAAGUGGAAAUGUAAUAUUUCUUUUCACAACUUUAUUAUUUUGUUUGAAGUUAUCAGGUUCUUCUUUUUUGGACCUAGAUGGGCAAUAUUACAGUACACACUUGUUUGCCUGGUGCAUUUGCUAUAGGCUUAGGGAUCCCCUAAUGAAAUGAUAAUUGUAUCAGACAACUUAUGUUUGUCUUUGCAAUAAGGAAAUGCUGUAAGAAGACAUUUACCUUUAUAGCUCCAUAAUAAAGUACAUUCAUUCAGAAGUGCAAUUACAUAACAAUCCAAAAGAGAAGCCACAGACAAUAACAUGAUAGAUGAGUUUUGAGCUACAGAGCAACUCCAAGAUUACAUUUCUGAGAGUGUCCUCAGUAACUUGGACUUGAAUAUAACUUAAGUCCUCCUGUAUAACACCUACUCUCUCACAGAGCCUGCAGCAAUCGUGAACCUCAUGGUUCACCAAGUCACAACAUCCUCAAUAUCUCUGAAGUGGACCAAACCAGAGGGACAGAGAUCCUUCUAUAGAGUAAAGUGGACCAAUGGAAAAACCAGUGGGAAUAACACGGUCACUGAAACAAACAUAAAGGUCACUAAUCUGACAGCUGGAGUUCAGUACAAUUUUACUGUCACUGCAGUGGCUGGAGAUGACACAACAGAGAGUGAAAUGGUUCAGACUUCUACCUACACCAGUAAGAUGAUUAACUACAUGACUUAUCUUGACUGUGUUUAGUGUUUUUUUUAAAGUGGUGCUUUAGCCUGAUGUUGUUUUUUGUUGUCUUUAGGUAGAAUACAAAUUGAUGCUCAUUCAUUGGUUUUUCCAAUUUACCAGAAACUUCCAGUUAUUCACAAAUGUAUUUAUCGUUCUCUUCCUGCAUUUAUCCUGCUCUCACAGAGCCUGAAGUAGUCAAAGUUCUUAAUGUCCACAAUGUCACAACAUCCUCCAUGUUUCUGAACUGGACUGAACCAGAGGGACAAAGAUCCUUCUUUAGAGUACAGUGGACAUCAAAACACGGAGAAACAAAUGAGACUGCUAUUGUGACAGAAACAUAUGUUCACAUUACUAACCUGACUCCUGGGGUCCAGUAUGUCAUCACUGUCAGUGCAUUAGCAUGUGAUGGCAGUACUGAAGGAGAGAGAACCACUGUUUUCAAAUACACAAGUAAGUUAUUGUCAUAGAAAUAAUGGUGAGUUUAAAAGACAAGUUACACAGCAGUGUAACCCCCCCACCAACAUUGCUUUUGCACCCUGUUAAAUUGCUAAAACAUUGCUUUUGCAAUUUGUUUUUUCUCUUCUGUCCCCAGAACCUGGUAGUAUUGGGAACCACACAGUGUCCACAGCCACCUCUUCCAUUCAUCUGACCUGGACUCCACCUCCUGGUGAGGUGUCUGAAUACAGAGUAACCUGGGAUAAUGGUGGGACAGUUAAGUCCAUAAAUACAACCACCAACUAUACUGAGCUACCUAACCUGAUCCCUGGUACUGCCUAUUCAAUCCGAAUCAUUGCUGUGAAUGAAGAGCGUAAAGAAGGAGAGUCAUACAGAUUCAUUUCGGUCACCAGUAAGCCACAUUUCCUCCACUGGAUAUAACUAUUUAUGUUCUCAUUCAUUGGUCAAGUGUGAACCAAGUGUACAAGUAUAAAUUGUUUUUUUUUCUACAUUCAUAGAACCAGCUAGGGUUAAGGAUCUCAAGAUUGCAGGAGUCACAACAACAUCUGUGUUUUUGAGUUGGACUAAACCAGAGGGCAAUGUUACAUCGUACAGAGUUGAGCAGACUGAAGGAGUAAGCUUCAACACCGCUGACACCUCCUUCAACAUCACUGGUUUAACCCCUGGGGACAACUACACAUGCACAGUAUUUGCUGUUGCAAGAGAUCCUCAAAACGAAGGAGAAGGAAACUCAGAAACUACCUUCACAGGUAGGUGAUUAGAUGAAGCACUUUUUAAAACAGAUGCAUUUUGUCCAUAAUCAUUAAUUCAGUAUUAGUUUAAUAGUUAUCCAUUUAAACACCUGCAUCCACGUAUUGCUAAACUCUCAUCUUUAAAUAAUACCACAUUUUAGUGGGUAAUAAACUAUGAAAUAAAGAUUGAUCCACAGACUCAUAAAAUGGGCUUUUGAAGAGAAUACACCUACUACUCUUUUUUCAUACCAUCUGAAAGUGUGACAUUUGAAAUGAAUAUUGUGUUGUUUCUAAGUGCAAUUCCAAAAACCCUAUAAUAGACAACACUUGUACCUCUUUGAUGUAUAGUACCUGUACAGCCCGAGAACAUUCGUGCAAAGCCACCUGGAACGGAUAACCUGGACAUCAGCUGGACUCUGCCACACGGGAGGGUCGAUCACUACGUGGUGAACAUCUUGAAUGAGAAUCUGCAGUUUUCAAGAAGCAAUACAACAACGGAGAAUCGUUUUCAUUUCACUGGUUUAAAGCCGGGGAGACUCUUUGUCAUUACAGUGACCUCUGUCGCUGGAGACAAACAGUCCUCUAACCAGGUGAAAUUUGCCACUGGUGAGUUCAAGAACCUUUGUGUCAGCUGUUACUGCAUGAUUUAUUAAAGUUCGAGGUAAGAAUAAAACCUUUAAUGAUGACUCUUUUUUUUUGGUUUCUAUAACUGAGUUUCAGUCAUUUAGUUUUGAAAAAACAAGUUAAAGUCAUGUGACUGGAUGACUUGUAUUUUCUCCUGUUACCUGAUAUUUUAUGAAAAACUCUCCAGGGACUCUCCACCAGUUGUGCGAUAUUUCAUGUAUAACCCAUGCAAAAAAAAAAAAUCUUAAACCGUGUAUGACAGGUUGUCUUAUCAGAAUUAUCUCACUUGAAACAUGGAGCAGUAAUUUUUUAUCCACCUGUUGUUCAUACUUGUUAGCUCCCACACCUCCUGGUACCAUCCACAUCACUGACAGGACAAACUCUUCACUUCAUGUUAAGUGGGAAACUCCUGCUUCAAUGGAGGGUGCUCCAGACAUCAGCUAUCACAUCACCUGCUACUCACCUGAGGGUGUUGCAGUACAAAAUAAGAGCACCACAGACCGAGAAAUAGAUCUCCUUUCACUGUCAUCUGGAACUCGCUACAACAUAUUUGUGCAAACAGCUGGUCCACAAGACUUAAAGAGUUCAGAUUAUAAUACUUCCACAUACACCUGUAAGUACAAUACUUUUUUUUCACUUGUUAUAUUCACAGAAUAUAAAAUUUAGGUAACUGAAGUAUUAGGAAGAAAUCUAAUCUUUUUGAAUUACUUUUGAAUAACAUUUCCUGUAUUUAUCAUUUUUCUAGCACCAAAUCCAGUGUUGACCCUGGUAUGCAGCCCCAAAUCCAACGAAUCUGUAGAAGUGAAAUGGUCAGACCCAAUAGAAGCCAAGACCUAUUACAACUACUCAGUUGAAGCCCAAAAUCUCACAGGAAAAACGAUUAACAACUUAAUAGUCAGCAAAAACGUCGUUGAAGUAGAAGACUUAGAUCCAGGGACUCAUUACAACAUCAGUGUUUGGACUAUAGCAGCACCAGAAAUUCAUUCAGCCAUUGAAUACACCUUGUGUUACACAAGUAAGGCCUCAAUUAUAAUACUUUUAAGUACUGCAUAUGCUCUAUACCAGUGGUUCUCAAGUCCAGUCCUCGAGGCCCACUGUCCUGCAUGUUUUGGAUGUUUCCCUGCUCCAACACACCUGAUUCAAAUGAUCAGCUCGUUAUUAAGCCAUUACAGAGCUUGAUAACGAGCUGAUCAUUUGAAUCAGGUGUGUUGGAGCAGGGAAACAUCCAAAACAUGCAGGACAGUGGGCCUCGAGGACUGGACAUGAGAACCACUGAUAUAUUCCAAUGAAAUACUUUUUAAUCUUUUUGUUCUUUCAUCACCAAUAACACUCUGCUGUGUGUUUCUGCAGAGCCCACUGCAGUGACCAACCUCAGAGUGGUGAAUGUGACCACCACGACUGCCCAGUUGUCUUGGGCUUUGCAGUGGGAUCAUAAAUCGUCCUACUCCUACCUGGUGAUGGCUUUUGAGAAUAGCAUGCUGGUUCACAAUGAUUCAACUAAGGAUGACACAUACACCUUCACUGAUCUGUGCCCUGGUAGUUUCUACACUUUUAAAGUGAUCACAGUUGUAGAGGGAGUCAGGGCUGAGGAGGCAACCACAUCAGAUAACACAGGUAUGUCUUUUAAGCCUGUACUCUUUUUUUUAUAGACUGUAUCGUACUUAAAUGUAGGGUUGGUGGCGUCAUCUAUUUGUUUCUGAAGUGGAGUUCUGAAGCAUAUUUGUGCCAAUGGCCAUAUUAAUGAUAAAUAUCAAAUAAUAAUAAUAAAAAUAAAUAGUAAAAAAUAAUAUAAUAAUAAAGUUCUUCUUAAUAAAGUUCUUCUUAUAUUAGUAAUGCUAACUCAACUUAACUUUCAGUUAACCUACCAGAGGUGGGCUUUAAGCCUCUUCUCAAAUAACUGAAUCAACAGUCUUGUCAAACAAACAUCUUACAAAGAUAAUUCACCUCACGCACAGAAGUGCUGUGGGAACCCUGAACUACUUAGAUCACAACUGUUUUUUUGAAGCAGCUCUUGACAUGUUUGUUUUUGCAGUAAAAUUGGGUCUUUUGAAUUUGUGGGAACUGUGAACUGCACUUUUUAGAACUUCUGCAUCAUUUCCCAAGACUGAAGGUUACCUCUUGAAAUCAACAUAAAUUAAGGGAAAAUUCAAUAAUUGGUCCUAAGUCAAGUGUUAUUAAACUGAACUCUUUGAAUCAAAUCAGGUUUACCAUCAACAUUAAAACGCUUGGCAUGAAGAUACUGCAUGUAUCAAAGUGGAUCUGUCUCCGCUAUCACUUUAGGUUCAAGUAGUAGUUCAUUUAAAUAUCACUAAGGAUUUAUGAUAGAUGUAAACAAUAACAGAAUUUAAUUAUUUAUUUUUUGCAGCUCCAGCACUGGUUUCUAACAUCUCAGUAUUAGGGAGCACAAACAGCCUGUCAGUGACCUGGACUGCAGCAGGGUGUAAGGUGGACUCAUACUCCGUUUGGCUGUACAGUAACGAGAGGCUGAUUAAACGCACCGAUCCGACAAACGCAACUGUCGAAGUGUUUGAUGACCUGACACCGGGAGUUGUGUACUGUGUGGAGGUGGUCAGUAAAACUGGAAGUCACGAGAAUAAAAUAUCCCCAGUUUGCAACGCAACUUGUGAGUGAUAUGGACUUUUAAAGCCAUUAAAACUAUAUUUACCAAUAUGAGUAGUAUCAGUAUUUUUUUUUUUCGUAUCCCUUUUCGAAUGGAGUAUUGAGUUUUCCUUCUCUCUUUUAGUUCCCAAUCCUCCUGGUCCCAUCAAAGUGGAGUCUCAGACUGUGGACUCUAUAAACUUCACCUGGACUUUACCAAAGGACAUGGACCACGGGCAGUAUAAGUUCAGAGUGUUCAGCUUUGGCGGCCCUAAUAUCACUGAAAACUCUUGGUUCCUGCUGAGUGAUCUGUUGUCUGGAAGCCCGUACAAUAUCUCUGUUGUUACUGUAGGUGUGAAGGACUAUGAGAGCACAGCAGAGACAGCAAAAAUCUACACAAGUGAGUAACACACACACCACUAUCCUGUAAUUGCUGUGGUUGUUAGUAGCUAUAAUUAGUAUAUUUCUUAAAUUAUUCAAGCUUUUUGGAGUUUUUUUUUUUUUAAUUUGUAUCUCUUUGUUUUAUUAUGACUUCAUUGAGAGUUUACCUCUUUAUUUGGCUAAUUAAGAUCGAUAGAAAUAUCAAGCUUAUCCCAAAUAACACUAUUAGCUGAAAAAAAUAUGAUGCUUUGUAAAACAGAAAUACGUACUUUUGCUGUAUGUAUAUGUUCAAAUUACAUUUAACUUUUAAUUUGAUAAGAAAUUUACCAAAACUUUGACACCCAAAUUAAUCAUGAUUAACUCAUGAACCAGAGAGAUAUUUUGAGUUAAUUAAGACCACUCAUAAGCACCAGAUGACCACUGAUCAUAAAAGUAUUUCAGCAUUUUAACUUUCUUGUGUUUCUUUGAGAAACUAUUGAGGUCUUACUCCUGUCUACUGAUCCACACAUGCUAUUCAAACUCCUUUACCUUAGUCCAACACAAAUGCCUGCUAAUUUUAUCCAAUGCGAUUUCCAAAUUUCACUUUUCUCAGGACCGCAUCCUGUAACCCUGAAAACUGGAGAGACACAAAUCACCACAAAUACAGUGACAUUGUUUUGGGAACAGAGCGAAAGCAAACCUGACUACUUAUAUGAAGUGCAAGUCUCUAACAACAACACGCUGGAAACAUUCAACACCACAGCUACGAUCAAUGAUCUUUUCUCUGGGAGUAACUAUACGUUCACUGUAACUUCAAUGACAGCAGACCGCACUCGGGCAGCUCCUGUGACUGCGGCAUAUUUUACACGUAAGUAUAAAUGAUAGGCUGGCUAAGCUGCUGUAUUCAUUGUAGUAUUAUUAAUCUGUUGGCAAGUGACAUAUUUUUUCAUGUCUGAAGCUUUCUGUUUUUUAUUUAUUUUAUUUUUUUAUUUUUUGUUUUGUUUUGGAGUUGUAUUUUCCACAUGCAUGAUAGUGAGCAUGGGCUGUUUGCAGAAAAAUACACUGUAGAGAGAAGAAUAGGACUAAGUCUGGUGCAAUGGCAGCUCUGAUAUCUUUAAACAAACAUCUUUAUGGUGGUGCAGCCAAUAGCGCACUUGUAGACUUAGAGCCCUAUCUUACCCACAUUGCAAAACUUUUUAGCAUGCAGUGCAAAUCACUUUUUUUUCACCCGACCCACCUUUCACCUUGUGCCCAGCAGCACCCAUGAGGUAUACUGUAGAUAGCAAGUGAACUCACACAUCACUUGACACCCACUUAACUAUCAAGUUUGACAUGCUCUGUAGACCACAAGUUUUCGAUUGUUCAUUAGGGCCCACUUUUUUAUGCUUCUAAAUUUCUAGCAUUGACAGCAGUUGUUACAGAUUAAUUUUGGACAUCAAAUGUUUAAAAUCUGAUAACAAAUACAAAAGUUUAGUUACUCAUUUGGACUUCCAUCAGGGUGCAUAUUCAGUUUCAGUUUAUUAAUUCACUAUUCAGUCACAAUGACAGUAUCUUUUUACAAAAUAAAUUCCAUUUUCUUCACGACUGAAUCCUCAGAAGCAAAAGUUUGUAUGCCAGAAGGUUGGGUGAUUGGUUGUCUUCAUUGGCUGUUGAUUUAUGAGAAAAUAUUUGCUCUGUUUUCAGGGCCAUAUGCUGUCAGAGGGUUGGAUGCUGAUACCUUGAACACAACUACUAUACAUCUGUCUUGGAUGAAACCUCUGGACUACAAGUCAGAAUAUACUUAUCGGGUGCAGACUUCAAGUUGUGAUUCCCCCAAAAACCAAACCCUUGCUGAAAACAGCACACUGAUCUCAGAACUUACUCCUGGAACUAACUGCACCUUCUGUGUCAGUGUUAGAGCAGCAGAUGGCAUCGAAGGACAAGCAAUGUGCACCUCUAAUUACACAAGUAAGACUAAAACCUGUCACUACUCAAUUUACUUCUAAUAAUCACUGUGGUUUUAUGGGCUUUAAUCUUCCCCUGUCUGCUUUGUUUUUACAGAACCUGAGGUAGUGUUUCCCAUCAUUUUCAAUGAGGGCUCCAACAAUUCACUCCUGGUGUUAUGGACUAAACCUGCUGGUAGAGUGGAGCGGUAUAUGGUUAAUCUAACCAACAACGCUGAGGGUACGAGAGAGCAAGUGCUGAGCCCCGACAGUAGCUCUUUUCGGUUUGUGGGCCUGUCUGCUGGACGGAUUUAUGAUGCCGUGGUUAUCACACAGAGUGGACCCUUCAAAGUUUUAUCCGAAAAUGUUACUAAUGCAACUUGUAAGUACAAUUUACAUAUUUGGAACAAUUUUAUAUGAAGAUAUACAUAACCUGUGUCAAACUGGUUUAACAUAUUCUCUAUUCACUUGCUUUUCAUCCCUUAACAAAAAUGCCCCUCUGUAUGCCCUCACACCUGUGCCCGCUAACUUUUAUAUCUCUAUACCUGUGACAGACAUAAAUAUUUUUGCAGUGUUUACCAGUUUAGAUGCAAACAGAAACUAAUAUCUUUGCCACAGUGGCAAACGCAGCAAACAAACUUACAAAGCUUUGAAUUGACAGGAAGUUCUGUAGUAUAACUCUGUAUUUACAAGACUUGCUGCAAAAAUAACAGACAAUUGAAUGCUUUUAUCGAUAGUUUGUAAAUCUCCAAAUGAAAUAAGGAUUGCUGUAAGUUUACGUAGCAGUGAAGUUUGAUCCAAGACAACGGAAAAUAUAGCAAUGAGAAAUAGCCUGCGUGACUACAUGUUAAUGCCACAUUCAACACAGUCCGCAUGGCUCUGUAAGCAUUUAUUUGUAUUUUGGAGAUUUUCGUUGUUGUUAUACUCUGCUUGUUAAAUUUGAUUUUUGCUAUCUUUUUUGUUUCAGUACCUAACCCUCCUGGAAAUAUAGUAGUACUGGAAAAGACAACCAACUCUAUCCAGAUUGAGUGGGCAGAGGCUCCUUUGAUGACUGGCGCAUCAUACUUCUACCAGCUGACUAACAUCUCAGGACAAGAAGGCGACUACAUCUCUGCCUAUGACACCACCCAUAAUUUUGUAUCCCUACUGUCUGGGACCCCCUAUAAUAUCUCUGUGUUAACAGUCGGGGAUUUGAAUUUUAAGAGUGAGGAAGUUCAGAUCAACAUGGUCUUCACAAGUAAGACUUUAUUUGAUUGUUCGAUAAAGCCAAGACUCAGAUUCAGCUUUGUUUCCAGACAUUAACAUCUACACAUCCAAUUGUCUUUCUUAUACCAUCAGGACCAUUUAGUGUGAAGUCUUUACAUGCUUCCACGGAUGAGGAGAAUAUCGAUGUCACAUGGAUACAACCUGACCAAUACAAGGAAAGCUACCGUUUCAACCUGAUCUCGCAAAGCUUAGAUGGGCCCCGCAAUGCCAUAGUUAAGGGUAACAGCGUACGUCUGGAUAGCCUGGCUCCUGGAAGUCCUUACAACAUCAGUGUCACUACAGAGACCUCAGAUGGAACGCAGGGGGAUCCAAAACACAUAUCAAACUGCACAAGUAAGAUUAAAAUAGUUGGUGAUAUGUUAAUUCCCAUAAAACAUUUUCACUCUUCGGUUAUUAAUUCAUUUUUCCAUUUCUGUUUGAUGCUUUAGAGGCGAGCCCUGUGGUAGAUAUUAAAUGUGAAGGUCCAAACAAAGCAGUAGCAGAACUCGUCCUGUCCUGGGACUGUCCUCGUGGUCGUUAUGCUGACUUCAAGGUCUCUGUACACGGCACCAACAGAGAUUACCUACUUUACACAGAGUGUAACGGUACUGUGUCCAACCUUCAUCACUACACUGAGUACUCAGUGACUGUGGAGACCCAGAGCUGUGGACAGCCCAGCAGCCCUGUGUCUCUUUCCUGCAUGACUGGAAUCACAGGUAGGACAUCAUACCUGAAGGGUUGGGGAAGCACAGGGUUUAUACAUGGAUCCCUUCCAUAAGUCGUAUUGAAAAACUUUUAUAAACACCUUGUUUUCUGAUGGGUUAUCUGUUUAAAUGUCUGAAGGAACUUGAAAAUGGAUGACAUGACUCUAGAGGAUAUUUUUCUCUUGGAUUUAAUUGAAAUUUUGCAGCAUUUAAAACAAAAGCAGAGCAAUAAAUUGAGUAAGUGAGUCAGGUUCGCCACCACAGAGAGAGAGAGAGACAAAACAAAGAAAGUAAUGCCCCUUACAAAAAUCUGCUCCACCAUGAUGUUUCAUUAACACUAAAAAAACAUUAGACCACCAACAAGCUCAACUCUCUAACAAAAUUAUUGUGCAAGUGUGUAGAAGAGGCUGAACAUUUCCUCAUGCACUUGCACAAAACUCAUGCAUCAUUUCAUAAGCUGCAGAGAAAAGUUGCAGGAAGAUGACAAAAACAUUGUUGCUCGUUGUGCAAAGUGGUGUGAUCUGUGUGUGCAGCUCUUCUUUACUUUGCACACGGAUCUCAUUUGCUCCUGUGAGUUUAACCAGUGUUUGGCAGGCCUUGUAGCUAUUUCAGUGAAAACCAACUAUAUUUAUAAAAAACUUAGCUCUACCCUCUCAGGCGUCUAACCAUCACUCACACCACUCCUGAGUCAUUGCAACAGGAAGAAGGACUAGACUGAUGAUAGUACCUUUGAAUUUUUUCCUUCAUGCAGGGUUGUGAUGAGAUAAUAUUAAUAUUGAUGUGACAAAAUUCAAAGACAUUUUGACGAGCUAAGAAGGCUACCUUUCGGGGGCCUUAUCAGUCAGACAUGGCUUGCAAUAUAAAGAGAGAAGAAAAAGAAAUAGUAAAUAAAUAAAUACUUAGCUAUGGUAAAGGAGAAGAGUUUGUUUUUGUCAUAGUUUUUGUUCAGUUUCUUUUGAUUUACUGUGCUGUUAGCAAAGGAAAACUCUUUGACCUGUAGUGUAACCUUUUCUCACAGACCCUCCAGCUCCAAAGGAUGUACACUUUCUGGUGACGAUAAAGGAAACGCAACACAACAAGUUCGUCCUUCAGAUUAACUCGACCGUGCUGAGCAGCACCAACGGGCCCAUCACACAUGUUGGGGUGCUGGUGACAGAUAAAGAGCCUAGUGUGUUUGCUUUUCUCCCUGGAUAUUAUUUUUACCUGUGCUUUUCUUUAUUUAUUUUGUUUAAUAAGAUCACAAUCUUUUCUGUAUCAUACCUGAUAAAUGAGCACCUGAUUUCUCUUCCUCCUGUAGGCAUGUCUGAAUUUAGGAGUUACUUAGGAAGAACGUAUGAUGAGUGGGUGGAAGAAAAAACUCUCGCAUACUUGGCAACAGUCAUACAGAUGAGCUCUCAGUCCCGCAGCGGGGACACUCAAGUGACCAUAGAGAUCGGAGAUGAUACCACAUGGAAAGGUUACACGAAUGGAGUCCUGAGGGCCAAUGGAGAAUACAAGUAAGAGCUCAUGACAUGUUUUCAAAUACAUAAGAUGAAUCAACAUUAUUUUCCUUGUGGGUUAUUGCUGAAUCACUUUAUCAAUCAAUCAAUCAAUCAACUUUAUUUCUAAAGCACAUUUAAAAGAACCACAAGGGUAGCCAAAGUGCUGUACAAUGACACAUUAAAAACAAAUAAAACAAUCAAAGAGCAAGAUAAAGCGAGCAGAAAUUCAUUAAUGCAAAAGAAUAAAUAAGUAUAUAAAUAAGCAGGCUCACGGCCAUCAGUACAUGAACUCUGUGACCGUAGGACUUGUGUCAGGAAACAUUUUUAAAUGUCUCAUUUGCUAUCUCCUGCAGGUUUGCUGUUGUGUUGUUCACAAGCCUGAUUCUGGAAGACAACCGUGUAAAUGGUGUGAAGUCUCUAGUCGCAUCAACACAAUACUCUACUGUAAUCCGUCUUCCAAUAUCCCCAAGUAUGAAAUCUAAACUCACACUUUUUGAUAUGAUAUGCUCCAAUAAUGUGGUGAGAUGCUCACUGUUUACCUUUCAUUUAAACUCUGUCUCAAUAUUUAGCUGUGAUUGGCCUUGCUGUGGGAUCAUCACUUGGUAUUUUUUGCAUUCUUGUCAUCAUCCUGAUUGGCUUCAUCAUCUACUGGAGGAGGUCAGUCAUGGUUAUCAUCGAAAAAAGGUACUUUUGAAUCAUUGUGUGUUGGAAUCAACUCUAAGCCCACUAUUUUUUCAACUUUUAUAGGAUUUCCAAAAAGGAAUCACCAGACAUCCAGAUUCACACUUUGAGGUACGGACGUCAUAUUAACUAGUCCAUAAAUUAACAGUGAAUGGAAAACAAGGUUUACAAUGUUGCUUUUUCUUUUUUUUUAUAUUUAUUUCAGAUCCCAAACGUAAGUAUAAACCCUCUGAACCAUACCUGGGAAUGACAACUUCUAAUUCAUGGUAGACAUGUCAGGAACAAAGCAGAUGACUACUUAGUUAAUGAAAUCCUGGCUCAAAGCAGUUUUUUUUUUCUGAAUGAAGCUCAUGACUUUUAUUCUGACCUCUGGUAUCUCAGUGCGGCUGUGAACGUGGAAGACUUUGAGGCUUACUACAGGAAGCAGAAAGCAGACUCCAACUGUGGCUUUGCUGAAGAGUUUGAGGUAACUCAUGAGCUUCAUUCAACCUCAGCUUUAAAAAUGUUGGGACACUGUGCAGAAUUGAAAAAAAAAUUGUAUGGCUUGCACAUUAUUCAAAUAAUUGCUGUGUCUAUGAAGUCAAAAUUAAUUCCAGAUAUUUACCAUUAAUAUUUGUCAUGCUACAUGCCAUCAAGCGAGCCAUGUGAUUUUCUUUUCUAAUUGUCCUUUUAUUUUUGAAGGAUUUGAAAACUGUUGGUGUGGGACAGUCAAAGUCACAUGCCCUGAAUUUGGAGAACAAGCCCAAGAACCGCUACAACAAUGUGCUUCCAUGUGAGUCACCCUGACUAAUCCUCCUCUGCUGCUUUCAGACCAAACAAUCAUCCCUCUCUAAACCAUACCAUGACCAAUCAUACUGAAUCUACCACCAUUACACCAUUUUAAUUUGGACAGACCAUCCAAAUUAUCAUCUUGACACACUUUUCUCUCGCCUCCUAGAUGACUCCUCUAGGGUGAAACUCUCUAUCAUCCAUGGGAGUCCAUAUGAUGACUACAUCAAUGCUAACUACAUGCCGGUGCGUACUGACAACAUAACUGCUAAUCCCUUUGCUAAAUGCUACUUCAGCCAUCGCAUCUUCAACCAUGUCCAUUUCUGAUAGACUUGAGAAUCUUCUAAAUCGAGCAGGAUGGGGGUUUGUAUUCUACACUCAGCACACUUUCUUUUUCUUUUUGGCAGGGUUACAACUCCAGGAAGGAGUUUAUUGCAGCUCAGGGUCCUCUGCCACACACAGUCAGCCAUUUCUGGAGGAUGAUCUGGGAGAAGAACGUACAUACUCUGGUCAUGCUGACACGUUGCAAUGAGCAGGGUCGAGUGAGUGCGAAGAUCAGUCUUAAAGACUUUUAGCCACAUGUUUUUUUCAUGACGCCCCUUGUUAUAGCUGCGGUACUGUUGUAACCUCAUCAUCAAUAAUGUUAUAGGUAGAAAUAAAGUGAUUUUUUUUUUAGGCAGGAGGAGAAUUAGUGUCAGAAACACAUCUUAGACAUCAAGGAUGAAAUCAGCUGCAGUGUAAGACAGAGGCACCUCUUUGCCCUAACUUACUACAGACAGAGGUCUCUCACAGGAGAAACUCACAGUUUUUAACAUUGCUGGUUAAUGUGAAACAUUUACAACCUGACCACUGAGACACUGAAAUUAGACAAUAACCCAGAAAAUUGAAUGAAAGAACAAUAUAUUUCAAUAUCCAGCACUCUGAACCCUUUCACAUUUUCUUCUAGUCAAAAAAUAAAUCAACAAGUCUCACCCAGUAUAUAUCUGCUCAUGCUAAUAUUGGCAUGCUUAUGUUGGAGCAAUGUACCACUGUUCACACUGGUAUUCCAGGUGUGAAAGAGCCUGAUCAUGUCUGUUUUGUGAUGAUUAAUCAAUCAAUCAAUCAAAUUUUAUUUAUAUAGCACCAAUUCACAACAGUCGUCAUCUCAAGACGCUUUUCAAGGAACAAGAGCAGGUCUGGACCACGCUCAUUGUUUGAUGAUCAAGAACCAACCUAAGAUGGGUUUUGGCCCAUCUCAACUAACAUGAGUUACAGUGGCAAGGAAAAACUUGUUCUGAAUACUUGUUCUAUGCUAAAACUGUCUUCUCCAGGUAAAAUGUGAGCAGUACUGGGCGCCUGAAACCAAGCACUUUGAAAACAUUAUUGUGACAACAACCUCUGACAUACCACUUAAAGAUUGGACCAUCAGGGACUUUGAUGUUAAAAAUGUGAGUGUCUAGAUGUCUUAUGAAAUAAAAAAAUAUAUAAUGUUUGUUUUGAUAUAUUUACUUCAGAAUAUUUCCGCUGCUGUAAGCUCAACAAUGUUGUAACCAACUUCCUUUUUUAGUUAAGGAACUGUUGUCAGAAUUCUCAUUAAUUGUGAAAACCUGUUUGCUAAUAUGUUCACUGUAAUGUAAUCUUACAUUCGGUUCAUUUUCUUAAUCAUUCAGACACCGAAUCAUUAUCGAUCAUGUCUCAUUGAGCUUGUGUGACUGUCCAUCAGGUGAAAACUGCAGAGACCCGAUCGGUACGUCACUUCCACUUCACAGCCUGGCCGGAUCACGGGGUGCCGGAAACCACUGAGCUCCUGAUAAACUUCAGACAUCUGGUCAGAGAACACAUGGACCAGUACUCCAGAAACUCUCCCACUGUGGUUCACUGCAGGUCUGACAUAUACUCACACGCUCAAACACACACACACUUACGGCUAAACAAAUCUUCUAAUCCAUACAACCCUUUCAGUAUUUAAUUGACCUGACACUCUGCUACAUUGUCUGCAGUGCUGGUGUGGGACGGACUGGCACUUUCAUAGCCAUUGACCAUCUGAUCAUCCAGAUCGAGAGGGAAAAUGUAGUGGAUGUGUACAACGUUGUCCAUGACCUGCGCAUGCACAGGCCCUUCAUGGUGCAGACAGAGGUACAUCAAGCCGUUUUUCUCUUGUAUUCCCAGAGUGCGUUUCAGCUCACUAAACAUUUGUUUCUGACCUCUUUGCAGGAUCAGUAUGUGUUUUUAAACCAGUGUGCCAUGGACAUCAUCAAAUCAAGAACUGGAACCAAUGUGGAUCUGAUCUACCAAAACGCAGCUGCACUCUCAAUUUACGAGAAUGUGGAACCAAAGAACGGGUACUUCCCAUAA